GACAACAACUUUUUUGAAAGCUUGAUGCGGAGCUCUGGCUGCUCUCCACCGAAUACAACUUGGGCUGCUGUCACGAGCAUAUAGUGCCCAAGUGGCGGGAAAGGUCAGAGGCGUUGGGUGACGCUGAAACCGCGCAGGUGUUGGCGGCAGGUGCGGGUGGGGGGUGGCCAAAGCCGUCCCUGGAGACGCCGAGCAAGGUUCGCACGACCAGCACCAACGGCUGAAGGAGCGCAUUAUAAGUCCUGGUAGCGAGAGACCCGGGCGCCACGUGACGCUGGCCCCAGCCUCUGGCCAGCCGGCGCUUCCCGCGUCCCCAGCAGGGAGUGCUAGUAGCCGCGCAGGUAGCGAGCGAGAAGCUGCAGCAUUUUCCCGCCCGCUGCUUGUCCUCACCAGCACCGCGCGCCCGCCAGCCUCAAGGCUCCUCUGCAGACGGCGCCGACGCCGAGCUGACCGGCUGGCUGGGAUAAAGGCCGAAGGAGGCUGGGGGGGGGGAGGCGGGGAGAGGGAGCUAUGGUUCCACUGCCAGCCGGGUGAAGAGCGUGGGGCUUGAGGGGAAAGGGCGCGCGCCUCACAGGAGCAGGAGCAGCAGGAGCAGUUUCUCCUUCUUCCUUCCCCCUUCUCUCUUCCCCCCUGCGUGAGAAGAGCGGCCGAGAUUCCAGCUGGUCGCCGCAGCAAAGGUACGUGUUUUCCUUUUCUUCUUCUUCUUCUGCCUGGCUAGCUCUGGCUGAGGGUCUUUUGGCACCGACUGCGUUGGGGAGCGCGACCGUCAGUGGGCGCCUUGGUGCGCCACACCGCUAUAACCAUCACAGCUCACAGGAGCUUUAAGCGUUAUUAUUAUUAGUAGUAUUGGUAUUAAUAUGGUGUUACCAUUUUGGUCGGGUAGGGCUACUUUCAGUUAACUUUGGGUGCCUCCUGGGUGCUUGGGACGGCAGGUUGGCCAGAGAGUAAGUCUCGUUGAAGCCAGGGAGGGCUUACUUCGGAGUAAACAUGGCCAGGACUGCACUGCAUAAAGGAUGCUGCAGGAAGGACCUGCUGAAGUUUGCGCAGGGAGGCAGAGAGGGGAAAGCGAAGAGCGUGUGAGGUGUUGCGACUGGCUGGGAGACGAUUUGCCAGGCGAUAGAGGCAGGCUUGCGUUUGCGCUGCCGCGGACCAGACUGCGCAUCCGCGUCAGUCUUGUUGUCCUCGUCGUCUGUCAAAUGGGACGUGCAACAGUUUUAGCGGAAGCACCGAGGACAGGAGGAACUCUCUCGGAGUUGACAUUUACAGCUGCAUGUUGUAAUCAUUGUAGAGUUUCCUAGGUUAUGUUUUAGAUCUCUUCAGUCUAUAAGUCAGUGAAGCUCCUUUUGUCCUUUGGAAAAAGAGAGGCAACGAUGCUUUCAGCUCCUUGGUAGUUUGGCCACCUUAAACGGGCUAUUUGUCUUGUUCUCUCAAAAGUUUUCACGACAAGGACUGCAAACUAAAACAAAAAGCCUGGAAAAAAAUAAACCGAAGAGAAGUUGUAAUGAACGCUGGUAAGGUUUUCCUUUGCAAAUCUCACCAGAGCUGUAACCUACAACUCUCUUAGUGAUCUGGCACCAAUGGCAUUUUUGCACAUCAUGUUUAUCAUAGUUCCUGUAAUGCAGUUGGAAGACCCAACAUCUACCACAUUUUCAUCCUAGCCUUCCUCCAGGGAACUCCUGGUGGCAUAGGCAGGGGUUAUUCCAUUUUUACCAUCACAACAAGCUACCAGGGUAGGCCACUGCUGCAAGUUUGAUCAUGGCUGUGCAGGGAUUUGCAUUCAUGAGUUGCUGCUCCAAGUCCAAAUUCUAAAAAGCUUUUGGGACAAUGUACUGUUGAUUUCAGAUUGUCAAUUUGGGUCAGAGCGAUAGUAUUCCGGUGUCGGUGACACAGUUUGGAGAGAAACAAAGCCACAAGUGCUGGUUGCUAUAUCACGGUAAACCAAGGCUCAUGGUUUGUUCCUCCUGGCUCCAGGGAGGGAGGAACAAAGGUAGGAGCAAUUCAGCAGUGUGCACUAGCAUGCUGCUCAUUCACAGCAAGUCAUGCCUUAUGGCUUACCACAGUGUGUCAAUGUGUAUUUACAUCCGUUGGAAUUGGUUCCAGAAAUAGGUUCAAAAAUGGUGGGAAAUGUUAGAUUUUGUACAGCCAAAAUCUGCUGGUUGAUACUAAUAAAAGUCUUGCCCAACUGUGGGGUUUCCCCCCUUUCAUUUUCUUAUGAACUAACAUGGCCCCUUUACACACACGCGCGCGCACACACACACACACACACACAACAGUUUUAUUGAUUUGAAACACAUUCCUAACUUAUCUCUUCUUUUGUUUGAAAUUACCCAAGCAAUGUGUUGUUGGCAGUAACUUUGUAACAGUCAUGUAAAGAUGCAGUAGCUGUUAAAAGAAAGCAUAAUUAAGGGUUAUGCAAUGGGACUGUUUAAGACUUAAGUGUUUUCAUUGGCACUUGUUUUGUUUCCUAGUGUAAUAAUGUUCCACAUUUUCAAACCUUGUGGGAUUUGCAUGACACAGAACAGGGUGAAGAGUCAUUUUAUUGAGACCUUUGGUUGUUUGCUUAAUAAAUACAAUUUUAAAUUAUUUUGAAAUAUUAGCUGUCCUAAUAUUUUGGAGAGCAAAUGAAAACUGCUCCGUGGCUUGUGUAUAGGUGUGCGUAAUGAAACAGAGAGAGAGGGAACUCUUCAUGUGGCUAUCUGAAUUUAUUAUUUAUUAUCUACAUAGAUGAAAUCCAAGCAGCUUCCUAGAGUUUCUGCUCACCCAGUGGAUUUUAAAAAUCCAUUUUCCAUAGGAUAGCUGACCCCUAUGCCACAUCACAAACUGCUUUUGAAAGGUCCUCCUACAAAGCAAGCCCAUAUAGUUUUACUCAGAAUUUGCACUGUGUCCAGAACAGCUUACUCACAGUGUGCAUAAAAUUAUGAGAGGUGCUGCUUGAAAAAAAAUAUCUUCAAAGACUUGCUCCAUUUGUUUCACAUCUUUCUGGAUCCUGACUGCAGUGCCUACAAGUACAAUUAAGACUAGACAAGAUUUCUUCCUGUAGCAAAUCUGUAUAGCAGAGAGUUAAUUUGUAAACAUUUGAGAGAAAAUAUUUAAUAAAAGUAGGUUAAAAAUUAGGAAGCAUUAACAAAUAACAAUAGGGUUGCCAUAUUUUGAAGAGCAAAAAAGAGAAUGCCAUGAUGACUCUAAUUUUAAAUACCCCAAAUAUAUGCUGGCUAUAGAAGCUGUGAUAUAUUGCUGAGGGGGGGGGGGCAGGAGAAGAGAAGAGGAAAGCAAGUCUUCAGCUACUAGUUAUGUCUAUGUCUCAUCCAGAAAGUAUAGCCAGAGACAUUUUGGCAAAUUUUAAAAAUCUGCCCAGACAGAAAUUUUACCCCUGAAAAAGAGGACAUGUCCUGGAAAAAGAGGACACAUGGCAACCCUAAACAAUAACAAAUACCAGCAAAUAGUGAAUUCCAGAUAUUUGAAAGUUAUGAGGGGUAGAAGUUCUGCAUGGCAUGGGGAAGAAUGUGUGACAGAGGCACGGGCACAUGCAUUCUACCCCUAAUUUGCCCUGUGCUGUGCUGAAAAGGAAAUAUUUAAAUAACCACGUUGGAAAUAUCUGCAUGGUUCUAACAAUGUUCAGCUGAACACAGUUAUAAGGCCCCUUCAGACAUUUAUGGGGAAUGCUUGCACAUGAGACAUGGUGGCUUUUGUCACACAUUCACUUUGAAUGCCUUGAGACCACAGCAACUAGGGCAAGAACUGACCUUGCAUCAAACUAAGAGACAUUGACCAUAGUACCAUAUAACUAGUUCUGCACAGCUAAGGAAGCUUUGGGCUAUGUCCCCUGCCCCCUGACAACAUAAUCCUGUGUCACAUGGUGAACUACGUUUGAAAAUGAGGGUAGUUUGAAAAGUAGGGCCUUCUCGGUAGUAGCGCCCGCCGUGUGGAACGCCCUCCCAUCAGAUGUCAAGGAAAUAAGCAGCUAUCUUAUUUUUAAAAGACAUAUGAAGGCAGCCCUGUUUAGGGAAGUUUUUAAUAUUUAAUGCUGUAUGAUUUUUAAUACUCGAUUGGGAGCCACCCAGAGUGGCUGGGGAAACUCAGCCAGAUGGGCAGGGUAUAAAUAAUAAUUAAUAAUAAUAAUAAUAAUAAUAGUUGCAAGCAGUUUUCUAUGGCAUGGAGGACUGCUAUUCAAAGAAAAAGGGUUUUGAAAAACCCUAUUCUGCAUGCUAAGCCAAUGGAUUCUUGCCUUGAAUUAAGAGAAUGAGGUUUAGUGUAGAGAUCAAUCGAAUAAAGAUAAAAAUUGUGUUCUGCAGGAAUUUUUAUAUAGAACUUUCAAUUUUUGAUUUAAGUUUAUUUUGUAUAAGCUUCACAAGAUGAUUAUAUCCUUCAAAGAUAACAAAUGCAGCACUGAACAGUAUGACAGCGUGAAACAGGGCUGUGCUCUUGCUCCAACUCUCUUUGGCAAAUUCUUCUCCCCAGUGCUCUCAUACACCUUCAGCUCAACUGAAGAUGAUGUCUCCUUUCAUUCAAGGAGUGACAAGGGGCUGUUCGACCUGGUAUGGUCUCUGCACCAAGACAAAAGUGCAGUGGAUCCUUAUCCAAGAGAUGUUGUUUCCAGAUAAUGCAGCCUUGACAGCACACUCUGUGGAAGCUCUAUAGAGACUCCUCAACUAUUUUGUUGAAGCCUGCAAGGAGUUCGGCCUUUUUCCACCAGCCUGAUGAAGACCAACUUCCUGAGUCAGGAUGUUGCCAGCACUCCAAGCAUCAGCAGUGAUGACUACAUGCUUGAGGUCUACCUGGGUUCCACCAUAACCAGCAACCUCCUCAUUGAUGCUGAGCUGAACACAUAUAUUUAUUGGCAAGGCAGCUACAGCAACUGCUUGCCUCUCUGAAAGGGUAUGGGGAAAUGUUCAGCACCAAGAUGGAGAUCUACCAGGCUUGUGUAUUGAGUACACUCCUUUACAGAAGUGAGUCAUGGGCAACUUACAACUGCCACAUACACUGCAUCAGGAAGAUUUUGGGCAUCACGUGGCAAGAACUAUGGAAUGUAAACAUGAAAUUUACGGCUUGUACUGCCUUAAAGGAGAAUUUGUGGGAAAUGAUCUACAGAUGGCAUCUAAUGCCGGUAAAGCUAGCAAGGAUGUAUAGAACAAAAAAUAAGAAAUGUUGGAAGUGUGGAGAGGUGGAGGGUGACCUCUACCAUAUGUGGUGGACCUGUAGUAAAGUGAAGGGCUUUUGGGAAUUAAUCUAUAACGAACUUUAAAAAAUCUUUAAAUACACUUUCCCAAAUAGACCUGAAGCUUUUCUACUGGGAUUGAUUGGAAAGGAAAUUGAAAAAAAAGAUAAAAACCUCUUUCUAUAUGCCACGACAGCAGCCAGAAAUAUGUUAGCUCAGAAUUGGAAAACAGACAUAAUACCGAAUAUAAUGGGCUGGCAGGUUAAAAUGAUGGACUAUGCAGAACUGGCCAGACUAUCAGGAAAAUUAAGAGAUCAGGACAAGCAGAAGUUUCAAGAAAAUUGGAGUAAAUAUUUGAUGUAUAUAAGAAACAAUUGUAAAUAUUUGAAGACACUGGUAGGGUUGGAAUAACUCUUACAGCGUGUAGCUGAUAAUAUGAUAUAUAAAGUACGUGACAUUAGAACUUUAUUUGAUGCUUACCAAAGAAAUGGAGGGAAGUCAGAGGCAUGAUAGAGCCUAAGUUAAAUAUGUAACCUAUAUAUGUGUAAUUUAUGAAUGUAUGUAUGUUUACUGAAAAUCAAUAAAAAUUUAAUUUGCAAAAAAAAAAAGGGGGGGGGAGAUUUUGGGCAUCACGUUGCAGGACAGAGUCUCAAACAAAAAUGUGCUCUCUGAAGCCCAUAUUCUUAGCAUGCUCACAUUCUUGUCUCAGGGACAGCUACGCUGGCUUGGUCAUGUCCACAGAAUAAAAGAUGGUAGGAUCAGGUUCCCCAAGGAUGUGCUCUACAAGGAACAAGCUUCAGGCACAGACUAACUCUGUGUUACAAAGAUGUCUGCAAAUGUGACAUGAAGGCUGGCAAUAUCAGCCUUGCUGUGUGGGAAAUCCUUUGCAGAUGACUGCAGAGCCUUGAGAUAGUCAAGUCGUGCAUCUGUAGCAGUGACCAGAGAAGGAAUGACUGUUGGGAGGAGUGCAGAGAGAAGAAACACCCUGGUGCAUCUGCAGCAGCACAACUGGAUGUCUUCAUCUGCCCCAGUUGCAGUAAAACAUGCCUCUCCCAUAUCAGUCUCUACAGCUACAUCAGGCGCUGUAACUCUCCAGUAGUUUGACUCCACCCCUAAAGGCGCACUCUUCCAUUGUCUUCCGAGACAGAUGGAUGCCAACCACAAGCCGUAAAGUAAUGUCCACAAUUGCAGAUAACAAUUAUGAUUUAAAAUUCUAUGUAAAACAAAUUUACUUUCAGUAUAAUAUUGGCAUCAUGUUAAAAAUUAUCACUAAGGUCCGCUAUGAAGCCAAUUAUGUAUGUCAAGAAAACUGAUUACCUUUUGUUUGCAAUCAAUUGCUUCUCAUUCUUUUGACUAAGAUCAAGUGUAGUGUGUUGUGUUUAAUGUAAAUGCAACUUAAUGGUGGUGGUAGACUGACAUAGUGAAGUUGUGGUUUUUUGUACUUUGUGUAUUCUCUGCUUAGUGCCAGAAGAUACUUCUUAAGGAAGCAAAUGACCUGAAAGUGAGGAGCUUUUUCAUAGUUGUCAGACCAAUUCUAGAAGCUUGCUAAAAUGGAAUGUUUAUAUGCUCCAUCAACUUCUUCCCUGUAGACAGUUGGAAAACUGACAUGUCUAUACAGAAAAUAAAUAUUCAGCCAGCAGUACCUUCUUAAUCUGUAGAAUUUUAUAAGUGUUUUGUUUUGCAGGGUGGAGGGGGGAUUGACCUUGUCUUUUCUGUAUUGUCUUUUUGUGUCUACAAAACCUACUCAGUUAAAAAUAUUUAUGUCUAAAUGUGAUAUACAGCCUGUUCCUCUGUGACUCACUGUCUUUGUUUGAAGGCAUUAUGAUAUGUGAUGAUCUAUUAAAUAUAUAUGAAGUGCUUCUACUAGUGCAAGGAUUUCUGCUCGCACAAUGGAACUUCCCCUCUUUCUCCCUAUGUACCUCCUGUCCCCGCACGCUCUCAAAAUCUGCUCUGGAGGGUUGAGGGAAACCCUAGAACAAAUUGGGGUUGCAGGAAGAGGAGAAGGAGGGGAAGUUCUAUUGCACAACCUUGUGUCAGAACUACUUCAUUGGGUAUGGCCCAUGGUAUCAAAAUAACCUGUGUUGAGACUUAUGCUGAUUAUUUAUACAUGUAUUCAUGAUACACUUCACUGAAAUAAUUGAUUCAAAUCAGGAUUUGAAUCACUAGGAAUGAAAAAAUCAGUUUGAAUAAGUUAUUUGAAGAAUCAAAUCUCUCUUUUUGUAAUCUGUGUUAUUUCCUGACAAGCUUGCAUAGUAAUUUUUUGCCAUAAAUAAUUAAACAUAUUGCAGCACAAGCCUGGAUUUACCAUCAAGCAACGAACUUGGUUUAAGACUGAUUUUUGUUUGUUAGGGAGAAAUAAAUCACAACCCUGGGUUUGGUAAUCCUGGGUUCAUUAAUCUAUUUGCUUCUCAAAGAGGGAUGAGCAAAGCAGAAGUGAUCAGGAUACAUGCACCAGAACACAACUCACAGUUUGGUUUCUUAAGCUAAGGUUUUUGUCUUACUGUUACAUGCAAACAUGACCAUGUGGAAUCCAAAUCAUUCCACACUUGUUGCACCCAAAAAGCUAUGAGCAUGAACUAUGGAUUGGAAAAUACCUCAAAACUAGGAUUGCAAAUCAGGAUCAAACAAUGAUUUCUCCUACUAGUUUGGAGGAGUUAUACAAACCACAGUUUUCUGGUUUGUCACCCAGUGGUAAACCACAUUUUACACAAAAGUGGAAAUAAUGGAUUAAAACAUAGCAUGCAGGUGGAAGAGGAAGUGCUGAAGUUUUCUCUCAGCCUGCCAACCCUGAGCACAGAGCCUGUUGAUGCUAAGCCAUGUUUCAAUGUUAAAUGUGAAGCAAUCCUCCAAAUUACCUUAGCGUGGGGUGCUUCCAGUGUGUUGCUAAUUUGUGGAUGGGAUUCAAGUGCAUAUCAGUAAGUUCAAGUUGUACAUUUAAAGUGGAUAUGGUGCUCUUGCGCAAUGAAGCCACUUCAGAGAGGGGGAAAAUACAAGUCUUUUUUGUCACAAGUGAUGGGAAAAUGCACUGUAAAAUGUGGAAUAACAAUUGUUUGACACGAUGUUGCAUAACAUUCCCAUAAACAAAUAAGAACGAAUGAUCAAUAAAGGGUGGACAUCAUGUAAUCUCUCACAAACUUUGUGGAAACCAGUUGAGAUGAACGCACACCUCAUCUGGAAGCAACCAUGGAAGUUUCAUGGACUACUUAUGUAACAUGAAAAUAGUUGUUUCUUGGUAAGUGUGUGGCAACUCUGUAGUCAUGUAUGUGUGACAAACCUGUGAAUCGAUUACUCCAAUCCCAGGGAUGUAGCUCCCUUGUUUCACAGCUUACAGAAUUUCUCUAUCUACCUUAGUCUAUCCAAGGCUAGCCUGCUAUUGGUGUUGGUUAAUACUUAUUGAUAGAAGUGCAAGGCUGCUAUGCUGAAAACUAGGGAGUAAUUCCUGCUGAAAACAAUGGAAUAUACUUCUGAGUAAACACGUAUAGCAUUUUGCGGUAUGUUACUCCCCGAGGUAUCUUGAAUGUAUAUUUGCUUUGUUUGUUAUUUUAACUUGUAUGCUACUUUUCCUCCUAAACGUGGCACAACAGCAAAAAUACAUAUCACUACAUGUUUACAAUAAAUACUAAUACCCUGCAACAGAUGAUUUUUAACAAGCCCCACUCUCGCUCUCGUAUUCUUGUGCAGUUCUUAAAGCAACAGAAUGGGGAACUCGGUGUUCUGCUGAGCAUGUAGAGAAUAACUGGGAAAAUUACAUAGCUUUCAAAAGUUAAGGGUGCAGUCAUCCAUACUUGUCUUGAGUGAGUCCAAUUUAAUAUUGUGGGAUUUGUUUCGGGGGGGGGGGGGAGGAUCAAACUACAAGCAGAAGUCUUGCUUUGUUUUUAAGGCCUUUACUUCUUUCAGAACACUUUUUGUAAUAUAUAGCCACAUUUCAAAUUAAGAGAAAGCUAAUUAUAUGGAGGACCCAAUUUUUAGGAGUGUGGAGUGACUUCUAACUCUCAAAGAAAUUAAUAGGAGAUGCAUGUAGUUAGUUAUGAAAAUCAGAACACAUAGCCAUAUGCACUAUAUCCAUAUGCAUUAUUAGUAGGAUGUUAUGCUUUGGAGGCAUUUAUUUAAUAUUCAAAAACAGCUGUUUAUUUUUAAACAUAGUUUGGGUGUGCACAGUAGUCUGUUCCCGUUUCAUGUUAACUAACAGCUGUUGAUGUUUUUAUUUCACAAGCUUUUUGUCCUGUUAAUAGAUAAAUUGAAGAAAACCCAGCCAGAUGGGUGGGGCAUAAACAAACAAACAAACAAACAAACAAACAAACAAAGUUUAUGUUUUCACUUGCCAUUUAGUGCCAGAACUACUGGAUGUGUUCCCACUCUUGUAUGGUUUGCAUCUGAUCAUUGGUGGCUAAUUUGAUGUUUGAACUAUUGCUGAAAGACCCACUUAUAUUUUAGUGCUGUUUCUUCUAUGCCGGUUCUGAAAUAGAGUAUAACUUCUUCACUCACCCAUUGAUUUUAGUGGGUCUGCUCUGAGUAUGACCUAGUUGGAUGCCACCCCAUAUCUUCGAAUUCAGCAUAGGCAUGGACUGGAUUUUAAAACAUAAUUAAUCAAAAGUUGCCAGUUCCUGUUGAUGUUAAACAAAUGCUACAUACAUGCUGAUAUGUCAUUAAUGGUGGUUGGGUUUGUUUGUUUUUUUUAAAACGAAAAGUUUGUUGGGAAGUAUCAGUCGGAAUAUUGAUAAUGAAAAACAAAUUCAUAUACAGUAUCUAUGGUUCAUGUCAGAUCCACUGUGAAGGGAUAUCAUCUUCUCUGUGGUGGUAUUUCAUCUGUGGAAUGCCUUCCCUUCAGAGGUACAGUUGCUUCCAUUUCCAUCUCUCUAUUCAUUCACAGCAAACUAUGGCAAGUUCUUAAAAAAAUGGGAGGGCCCGAUCACCUCAUCUGUCUCCUGAGAAAUCUCUAUGUGGGAUAAGAAGCUACAGUUAGAACUGGAUAUGGAACAACUGAUUGGUUCAAAAUUGAGAAAGGAGUAAGACAAGGCUAUAUAUUGUCUCCUUGCUUAUUUAAUUAUAUGCAGAAUUCUUCAUGUGAAAGGCUGGACUGGAUGAAACCAAACCGGAAUUAAGAUUGCUGGAAGAAACAUCAAGAACCUCAGAUAUACAGAUGACACAACUUUGAUGGCAGAAAGUGAGGAGGAAUUAAAGAACCUCUUAAUGAGGGUGAAAGAGGAGAGCGCAAAAUAUGGUUUGAAGCUCAACAUCAAAAAAACUAAGAUCAUGGCCACUGGUCCCAUCUCCUCCUGGCAAAUAGAAGGGGAAGAAAUGGAGGCAGUGGGAGAUUUUACUUUCUUGGGCUCCGUGAUCACUGCAGAUGGUGACAGCAGUCACGAAAAUAAAAGACGCCUGCUUCUUGGGAGAAUAGCAAUUACAAACCUAGACAGCAUCUUAUAAAGCAGAGACAUCACCUUGCCAACAAAGGUCCAUAUAGUUAAAGCUAUGGUUUUCCCAGUAGUGAUGUAUGGACGUGAGAGCUGGACCAUAAAGAAGGCUGAUUGCCAAAGAAUUGAUGCUUUUGAAUUAUGGUGCUGAAGUAGACUCGUGGACUGCAAGAAGAUCAAAUCUAUCCAUUCUGAAGGAAAUCAGCCCUGAGUGCUCACUGGAAGGAUAGAUCCUGAAGCUGAGGCUCCAAUACUUUGGCCACCUCAUGAGAAGAGAAAACUCCUUAGAAAAGACCCUGAUGUUGAGAAAGAUUAAGGGCACAAGGAGAAGGGGAUGACAGAGGAUGAGAUGGUUAGGCAGUGUUCUCAAAGCUACUAACAUGAGUUUGACCAAACUGUGGGAGGCAGUGGAAGACAGGAGUGCCUGGCGUGCUCUAGUCCAUGGGGUCACAAAGAGUUGGACAUGACUAAACAACAACAAAUUCAUUCAUUCAAAACUGAUGUAUGGUUACUGGAUUAUAGCUUCAGGCUGGAAAUAUAAAGUCUCUUUUGCUGUUGAAAAGAUUGUUUUUUAAACAUGUAAUUUAGUCGUCUAUACCUUGUUUCAAAAGUUCUAUUGCUUUUUUACCUGUGUUUUAAAGACAAUGGUUUUAUGGGUAUUUGGGGGGUUUUAGUUGUUUUGUGGACUUCAGCUGUGCUUUAGCUACAAUUCUAUCAUGUACACUCCUGUAUUAAAUUUCAUGGUUUAUGUUUAAUUUUUAUGAAUAUGGUACAUGAAACAUCCUGAGGUCGCUAAAAUUUAACACUGGCUUGAUUUAAAAACAAAUGCAUAAUCUUACCACAUUUCAGAUGAAAAGUGGCUGCCUUGAGGUUCGGUUUCAGCUAUAGUUGUGUGCCAUUGUUGUGACUGAGGGGCCUUUCAGUGGAUAGCAGAAGGCUCUGAUGAGCUUGAGGCAGCUGUCCCGACUCUGACUCUCCUCCUCAGACUCAGAAUUCAAACUGUCAACAUGACUGGAGGUAUUAAAGGCUGUAUUAACGAAGUCAGCACAGUAUUCCAAUGGGUCUACAGGUUACAAGCUAGUAAAGCACAGCAGAGCAUGACAGUGCAUGAGUGGACUUAGCUAAGAGGUUGAUGCAACAUUUGACAUUCCCCCGUGCUCCCCUUUUGAAGAGCAGGACAGGCACAGCUAUUUGUGCAGUGGAUGUCCCAAGCCUCAAGUCUGGAUAAGAAGAAGAAGAAGAGUUUGGAUUUGAUAUCCCACUUUAUCACUACCCUAGGGAGUCUCAAAGUGGCUAACAUUCUCCUUUCCCUUCCUCCCCCACAACAAACACUCUGUGAGUUGAGUGGGGCUGAGAGACUUCAAAGAAGUGUGACUGGCCCAAGGUCACCCAGCAGCUGCAUGUGGAGGAGCGGAGACGCGAACCCGGUUCCCCAGAUUACGAGUCUAUCGCUCUUAACCACCACACCACACUGGGUAGUCCUCCAUCAAGGCUGGGCAUGUAUGGUUUGUUUGCAGUGUCACCUCCAUGUCCUUGGAGAUGGAAGUGACACUGACGGAGCUAACUUGCUAUCAGACUUAUCACCAGGUGCCUCCCCAGAAGGUGUUCCCCUGACAGGGAAAGGUGCCAGUUGGUUCAGUGGCCUGUGAUAUUGCGCUUGGGGUGUCCUGUGUUGCAGGGGUGCAGGCUGUUGUCUUGCUACCUUGCUAGGCCUCUUCCUUGGCUCUGGAUUUCCACCUUCCAAGCUGUUGGGACCCUCUCCUGGGCCAGAGUCCUUCUAGGGUCCCAUAUUUCCACCCCCCAACUUGCUAGGACCUAUCCUGAGAUCAGACUUCUCUGAGCAUCUCCCACUCCUUCUUGUCAUCCCAACUGCCCUCUUUAAGGCAUCGCCAUGGAACUCAUGACAGCAACUUUCUCAAGCAGACUAUUGCCACCAUCCUGUGAUUCAGAGGGUGGGUCCUCUGCAGUACUCCUGCCUCCCCAGCCUCACAGAACUCAAAAGCUACAAAAUAAGGCAAGGGCUGUUUGGCUGACCAGCCAGCUGCUCCUGAAGCAGAGCUUACAGCACUUCCGGUCUGGUUAGGCUACAUAACACUUACUCCCUGCAGUUGUAGCAUCUCCUGUGGCUGGUUUAGCAUGGCCAUUUAGAGCUGUCCAAGGUCCUGUCUUUUUGACCGUCUUCUCUUGUGAGUCUUCAAGCUCACAUGUUGCUGGGCACAUGCAUUUUCUAAUGCAUUUAUGCCAGCUCAAAAUGUAUCUUAGUUUUGCAGUUUUGAUUCUGUCAAAACUUCAGGGAUAUUGCAGAGGACCUAUCUUUUCUGAUUUGUUCGGGGGGGGGGGGGAUGCUGCAUAUCCCUAAAAUUAUGUUUCAAAGUUCCUGUUUUGAUCAGUCAUUUAGCUAAAUGCAAAUUGUUCAGCACAUGAACAAUUGGAGGGAACGUAACAAUUUUUACAGCAUGUGUCACAAUACCCAUGGUAACACUGCCAACAAACAACAGUUAUGGUGCAGCAUGGCAACAACAGCUUUAUGGCUGCAGCCUGUAGACAAAGUAUAUUGGGGCUGAAAGAGUACAGGAAAGUGUGGGUACAUAGAGGCAAAUUUGUUAUACUGAUGAAACUUUGGAAAUUGAAUUGUGGAAAAAAAACAUCAUAGCUAUUACUUCAUGCACAAAUGAAAUAAAAACACAACUGAGAAUGUGCCCAACUGUCCCUCUGGCUCGGCAAUUGAGGGGGAAUGUUGGUAUUAGUGGAUGAACUGUUUCUUUCCAGCAACUUGUUCACCAUUGGUGAGCUUCCUCAUUACAGAACGUUUGACAAGCAGGAAGUCUGUAUGAGGGCUAUUAAGAGAACAUCUCAUCCUCUGAAUUUUAGAGAUAGUAUACAUGGCUAUUAUUUUCACUGUUCUUGCACCCUUCUUCUCUGGGUCCUCUGUUUUUUAUUCUAACAUUGAAUGAGAAGAAGGGGGGCAUCUGCUUUAUGUAUUCUUUCAAGACAGAUGCUUGCAAUAGGUUUGCUUUAGAUUGGGCAGUGUGCAGCGUUUGAUUGCUUACUUUGUACCCCUGCUGAGAAUCGCAACAUUUUUUUAACUGAGCACAUACAAUUUUGCAGUCAACCUGGCUAAUUAGAAGUGUGUGCUAUGUAAUUCAGAUUAUCCAAGUAGAGAUUGCACAUAAUGCAGCGUGUAUUACUGCACUGAAGCUUUUGCAGACUUUACCUAUUAUUUCAAAUUGAUUGGCUAAAUCCAUAAAAUAGUUUGAGAGAUUCCAUUCCUUCAAAGUAGUAAAUAACACUAAACUGGUUUGGUAAGCAAAUAACAUUCCUCCAAUUCAGAAAAAUAACAUAGCACACAUCUCUUGGGCCUGUGCCUUGGCUUCCUGUUUGGUCUCUUGGUGCUAAUGUCUUCAAUAUGUCACUGGCAGCCAUGACUGAUGGGACAUUUGUGACUUGCCAUGUCCAAGUGAAACUCUAGGGAAUGGAAAAGAACAAUUUUUCUUAUUUUUAUCUUAUUUUAUAAGCAAUAAAAUGUGUUUUCACAGUGGGCAGCCCUUUUUAUUUCAUUUUUAGCCUAGUUGUUGUGAAUAUGAAUAAUGAAUUUCAAUUUAAUUUCCUGAUUUAAAGUGAUGGACUUCAUUACACUGAGGCUGCAUCACAUUAAAUUUGAAUUCCUUCCUAAAUAAUGUUACAGACCUCGUAAGUUCACCCCAUGUAAGCAGCUCCCGUUUAAGACUGACCUUGCAUUCGUUGUUGGAAUGCUGUUGAAAGUGGCAUUCAAGUAGUGAAUGCUAUACAUACCACAUUUAAAAUUAGAAGUUCUCGCCUUAUGGAUAGGAGCCCACACAUUGUGAGCAUCCCCACUGCCAUCUGCAGCUUCCAGGGUUGGGAAAUGGUUGCUGGUGGUAUCCGCACGCAUGCAAAAUAAUAUCUGCCUUCCACAGGGCAAUCUUUUAACAUUGCAAUGGGAUGGGACUAUGUGUGUGUUCAUAGACCCUUUGUGAAUCAAAGUCUGCAGCUGACACCUGCAAUCUGCCUUUCCUAUCCUCCCUCUGUCAGUGACAUAAUGCUAAUUCAGUUUUAAAUGUUUGAAAGCAUCUUCCUCUUUCUGUGAGACCAGAUGUGGCAUGCACCAAAGCACCCAGUACUUAGCUAAAACUCCCAACUUUGAUCUGCAUCAGGGACAGUGGGAAAUCUUCCCUGGCCAAAGUCCACCCCAUCUAGAUGUGAUUGCUUCUGCGGGAAAUUUCAAAGUCAGCUUCCACAUUGACCAGAGAGUUUCCAGUAUGAGGUAGGUUUUUGUGUGUGCCAGACACAGCCAGCUUGUCUUCAAUUUGAAAAUGCCUUGAGCAACAAAUGAACUUUGGGAAUCAAAUAAGUUUAAAGGACCCUGUCUAGAUUAAUACAUUGUCUGACAAUGAAGUAAAGAGCUUAAGAUACAGUGGAUGAGAUUCAGAGAUGCUUUUCUGCAAAUAGACCUUUUCCACAAGCAGAAGAGCAUUUCCUGACCUCACACAUGUGAAGAAUAAACUAAGGGAGGAAAUCAAUGUAGCACUAUGGCAAUUGUCCCAUUGGUGCAAGCAUUUUUGCUUGCCAGAUGGAACGAUUCCCUGCUCUUCCACCCUUGUGCUAUUCUGGGGGUUCUCUUGACCUCCCAAGAGCCAAUGUUGGGGGCAUGCAAGACUUGCUAGUUGAAUCUGGCCCUGAAAGUCCGUAGUGUGUGAGGUCUUCCACUGGUUCUUGUGCAACAGUUUACAGAACAAUAGCAUUGCCAGUAUUUCUUCUUCUGGAAUACAUCUGGAUCCAACUCUCUCUCUCUCUCUCUCUCUCUCUCUCUCUGUUUGUGUGUGUUUGUGAUGCCAAUUUUAGAAGUUCAUUUCUUCCCUUAUUUUCAGUGUUGUCAAACCCUUGAUUUCUCUAAAUAAAUUCAACAUUACUAUUUAGUUGUAACCAUGUGGCAUGGAUAUUUCAUGCUCAGUUCACCUAUGCUGGUGUUCUAGCUAUAUACUGCUUGGAGUUUUGGCUCUUAUAUAGGUAUAUCCAGGCACAUUUAGUGCCACGUUUCUUGUGGAAGCCCAGAAAAGAACUGGGGGGUUAAGCAGGAUGUUAAGGAAUCACUCUGCACCCCCAGUUUGCCACAGUGGCAUGCUGCCUCAACACUCACUUUCUACGUCUUUACGGGAGCAGAUAUUGAGAGAGAAGGGAAUGUACAUGCAAAUCUGCACAGUAAUUUGUGGCAUGAGCAUUGGAAAUAUUUCCAUGUUGACUGAAAACAGUGUUGCAGUUCACCCAGGCUUUUAUGGGGAUUGAUUUGUAUGAUCUGAAAGCUUAUGGUUUUUUUGGACUGCUAAAGGAUUAAAGCCUACCAUUGUCCAGAUCUGACUCAGCACCAGUUCACUUGCUGUUUACUAAAUAGAACCCACCCAACCCCCCAGACAAAUUUUUAACAAUGGCCACAUCUAGUUUGGACUGGUGCAUAUUCAGUGAAUAUGGAAUCUUCCCUUAUUUGUAAUAGAGUGGAUUUGCAGAAUCCAUUUGGGUUACUUGAAUUAAUUGUUUGCUAUGGAUAUGAGGUAGCUAAAUUUUUCAUUUCCUCAGAAGGAGUAUCUUCUAAGGUUAUUGUAAGAUGCAUCCUAAUUAUGGUUUGCUAAUAGUGAAAGAGAAUAUGAAGCAAGGAUCCCUGGAUGGCACUUUGAGGUCCCAACAAUCAGCUGAUUAUCAUGGCAUCAAAGCACUCUUUGCAAGAAGCUUCUAAAAAGCCCUUCAUGGUGCUCUGAAGCUCAGAUGAGCAAGACUUUAAAGCUCUGCACAAGGCUCUUUGGAAGCCCUUUGUAAAGAGCCCUGCACUGUGCUUUGAUGCACCGGGUGCACCAACCUGGCCACCUUUUUACCUGCCUACACCUGAUGUCAUGUAUGAGGUCGAGUGAUUGGUAGGUGGAUGUAGCUUAGGCAAAAUGGCCUGAUGUGCAAAAUGUGGAGGCCUUGUGGGCCUAGUUAGACCAUGGGUCAGAGGUUCCCUACCCCUGAUGUAUGGGAAGGACAGUCUAUUAACUCUUGAAGCUGACUUUAACUGGUUGCAGCUGCUGUUGUGCUAAUAACUCAAGCAGUAGUUUUCCUAUAAAGGUACGUCGCAUUCUGGCUUUGGCUUUUAAGCAGACAAAGCUAUUUCGGUUUAGUAAAUGUUGAUAAUAUAUACUACGGGCUGCAGAAGUAAUGGAUACUGUUUAUUUUUUCAUAAGAGGUUGAGACAUACAGUGGUACCUCUGGUUAUGAACUUAAUUUGUUCCGGAGGUCCAUUCUUAAGCUGAAACUGUUCUUAUCCUGAGGUGUGCUUUCACUAAUGGCACCUCCCAUUGCGUGCGUGCCUGCUGCUCACAUCCUGGGGCAAAGUUCACAACCAGGAGCAACUACUUCCAGGUUAGCGGAGCUCAUAACCCAAAGCGUGCGUAACCAGAAGCGUUUGUUACUGUAGGACUGGGAAAGAGCACCUUCAAAUCCUACAAUGGUCUGACUGAGUAGAAGGCAGCUUCCUAUGUUCCUUAUUCUGGUGAGAAGACAAUUCUACCCAUAUUCUGUUUUAUUUUAUUUCUGUUUCACAUUCUAUUAAAUAACUGGAGCGUUAUAUAAAAUGUAGACUUCUAACGUGGGGGGACGGACGACUCUUGCACAAUGUAUGGCGUUUUUCAUUUACUUAAAUGGAAAGAGCAGAUCUGUGCUUCAUAAAAGAAUGUGCAGAUAGCUCUGCUCUCUCUCAACUGAAAUGAAUGGUGGGUGUCUAGUCAGUGCUGUGUGUGUUGGGGCUCUCAAGGCCAUAGAAAAAUGAAUGGACAGGCUAAAUAUAUGUGAGUUCUGUUGACUUUUUCUAAGAUGCAUUGCUUCUGUUUUUCUGCUAUAUCACUGGCAGCAUGUUAUAACCACAAUGGCUUCUAUAUUGGUGUUAUUCUCAAAUGCACAAUAGCAGUUAUAACCACUCCUUUUAAAUUGCUGUAAUGCUUGACCAUGUAAACUUCCUUGUUGGGAGAAGAACUAAACUUGUUACAGUUCAAAUACAGAACUGUUGUUACCAUAGCUGAAAGCAUCAACUCCUCUGACAAAAUGCCUUUGAAUUCUAGGUUUCUUUAUUUUUCCACAAAUGUACAGGAUCUCCAAGAACUGCAAUUUUAGUAACACAGAAAUCCUAAUUAGGCAGUGGGGGUGGGAGAAGAGAUAAGUGGCAAGUCAAUCCAUCACUUCCAAAGUGCUGCUGGUUCACUUUGGGAGGGAGGUGUAUUUUAUUUUUAUUUUUUUAAAAAACCCCACAUUUCAUUGCUUUCAGUGGGAGGGGGAAUUCCUAUAAGUAUAGGAGCUCAGAACUAGCAAGCAAUGGACUUUGGAUCCAGCAGAUCCAAGGCUGUCCUUCUCAGUCAGCCUUAAGUAGGAGUUGGUUUGCUGUGUCGUAAAUAUUCUUUAUUCUUCUAUAAAUGCCAGUGUGACAUUAUUUCCCCCGAUGGUUUUUGCCCUCAGAUCUGCUGUUUAGACCAAGAUGAACUGGUAUAAUAUUUUGACUGGAUUUCUACAGCUGAGUAAGUUGUCGGCUACUCUUUCUAAACAAUAGCAUAAGAAAAUAAUCUUAGAAGAUGCUAGUCGUCUAUUUGGUGCACUUCUUUCUUGGCCAGUGUCCCUGAAUUUCUCUGUAUCUUUGAGGGAUUUGAUGCUAGAAUUAGUAACAGAUUGGCAGACGAAUAUUAUAGCUCAAAUCAUAUCAGAGGAAACAUUUUUGUGAUGAAAUUGUUCUAGAUAAUGUAAUAGUAUAGCAAGCCGAGCAUACAGUUGCAAUCAAAAUUAUUCAACCCCCCCCCCACCCGGUUGCAAAUUGGGUUUGUUACCAAAAUUUAAAGGCUUUCAGCUGUUUGCAAUGAGCAAAUCAAACAAAAGCAAUUGAAAUAGCUCAACGCAACAGAUGCUUCAAGUGGUUUCCCCAAUUAGCAACUUAACACUGUAAAUUUUGAUAAUAACCCUAUUUGCAAUGGGUUGUUUUAUAAUUUGACCACAUACACAGGUGCAUGUUCAAAAGAUAGGGAACACUAUAUAUUAUCUCAACAUUAGCAACAUGAUUCUGUUCUGUUGAUUUCUUACAAAAUAUACAUAAUAUAUGGUCAGAAUUGCCAUCUUAAAGUUAAUAGCCACUAGGCUUUUAUAGAUCGCCUUCACGUGUCGAACCAAUGUGUGGGGCUGUGCUGGCUAACACCACCAACAAUGUUGCAUGUGCUCACUAGCAGUUGUUGCUGUCAUCCAUACAUGCUUCUGCAGCAGGGAGCCUUUGUGUGUUCAGCUGUGUGGAUGAAGGUUUCCACGUGAUCUGGAAUCCUGUGAAACAUGUGGUAAUGAUUUGGUUGUUUAAUUAAAAGCAUUUCUAAACUGUUCAAUAUUUAAAGAUAUCUGCGUGGUGGACAGAAUUACAACAUGAAAACAACAAGACAGUAUCAUAAAAACAGUGAUACAACAUAGAGAGCAGGAAUUCAGUGACUGCGGGGUCCAGUCUUAUGGGGCAAGGCCUAGGCAUAAAAGAUAUGAAGAAGAUGAAUGAUGCUUUGUUUACUGUAAGAGGAAAGGACAUUUAACUGUGCAGGGGGUUCCAGGUCACAUGGAAGGCCCCCUCCCUGCACAUAUUUGUGCUGUCCCCUUGAGCUCCAGGGGGAAGGGCUGCACAUUGCCUGUAAUGUUGUGGGCGGGGCUAAUAGUUGUCACUCCUCAUACACUGAUCUACUGCCCGAGGCCUUUAUAUGUACAGAGACAUACUUUUGCAAAGUAAGUACAAGUGGUUUUAGGCAGUGGGGGUGGCCAGUAUCAAGACAAAAAACACCAGUUGCAAAAUUGAAAAACUUGACAAUAUAAAACGAUGUAAAUAAUGAUGAUGAUUAUUAAUAAUAAUAAUAAUAAUAAUAAUUUGUACUCCUGAAUUUUGUAACUAAUUUUUACAGGGAAAUAUAAAUAUGCUGUUCUGUAAUACAUACGUUUAUAAUAUAUACCCUUCCUUGCUGAAAGAUGAAGGCAAUUUUGGAGUGCUUCUCAGGGGAUGGAACUGUGGCUGAACUGCUUCACAUCAGUAUACAUAAGUCAUUUUAUAUCUAUCUGAAUCUAGUUCUUGAUGUUUUCUUCAUGAGUAAUGACAAAAUAAAAGAAUGGGGUUGGCGGGGAACCUAGAAUUAAGCUGAUGGCCAAAAAAUUAUUUAAGUAUCAGUGAAUGUAUUUCUGUGAUUUUAUGCAUGUCUUUGGAAGUGUGCGUUCAGUAAUUUUGCCCAGAAUUUGUUUUAUCUUGUGCUAAUAAAUGUUCUAGCUCUCAGUUAUAUGAGGUAUUCAGACUAAUCCUUUUCCCCCCCUGUACCCUCAGAUUUUCUUCGAAUGGUAAUUUCCUAUUGCAUGGUAUAUCAGAUUCCUCCACAGAGCUUUCAGCUACCAUGUGUGCCAUCAGAGAAGACUUCUAACAUUUCUUUGCCCGCUGGAAUUGCAGAGAAUGGUCCUAGCAUAAAUGAGGAACAUGGUACAAUUAAAGCCAAUGCCACAUCACUGGUGACUGAAGAUCAUUUCCUAUGUUGCCAGUGGAGUGAUACACAUAUUAACUGUUUUGUAUAUACUUCAGAAAUGGAAAUCAAGGCAUUUACGUACUCAGAAAGUGGUGCUUUUACAUCUCAACAAAUAGGUAUGCUUGGGGAAGGUACAAUCAUCAUUAUUAUUGUAGAAAAUCAUUGUUAUUAUUGUUGUUGUUUUGUAUACAGCCCUUCUUCCAUAUAUCUUCCAUGGCGGUUCAAAACAUAAAAAUACAAGAUAAAAACCACAAAAUACGUAAUAAAAGCAAACAAACUAAUAACCUCCACCCCUUCCCACAAACACACUUAAAAGGGUAUAGGACAGGGGUAGGCAACCUAAGGCCCGUGGGCCGGAUGCGGUCCAAUCACCUUCUCAGUCCAGCCCGCGGACAGUCCGGGAAUCAGCGUGUUUUUACAUGAGUAGAAUGUGUCUUUUUAUUUAAAAUGCAUCUCUGGGUUAUUUGUGGGGCAUAGGAAUUUGUUCACCCCCCCAGAUAUAGUCCGGCCCACCACAUGGUCUGAGGGACAGUAGACCGGUCCAUGGCUGAAAAAGGUUGCUGACCCCUGGUAUAGGGUGUUAAUCAGCCAAAGGCCUGGUUGAAGAGUAACGUUUUUGCCUGGCACCUGAAGGUAUGUUGGUGUGUAAUUGAAGGUACCAACCAACCCAACCCCCCAACCCCCGAGAGAACAUUCCACAAACAGGGAGCCACUGCAGAAAAUGUAAGAGGAUGUUUUGAAUUUCUUGGUAUUGGUACCAGUAAAAGAAUUAAGAUCACCCCAUAAUUUAAGAACACUUGAUUAUUUUAUUGGGAUUGGAAACUUUCUUAGAAAUGUGUUCUCUCCAGUACAUGGUAUUUCAGUGGUUUUGGCUUGCAAUGAAGUUCUGAAAAAUAUGUAAAUUUUCCAUUUAGAUUCAAUAUGGAAUCUACAGUUUUGGUCUAAAGAAAGCACAGAGGAGUUAUUUUGUCUUGUGGAAUUAUCUACUAAGUCACCAUACCUGGAUGAAGACCUUUCAGUGAAUCUGUUGUACACAUUGUAAGUAUAAUUAUGUCAAAUGUGAAAUUUAUGUAGUUUACAAUUUUCAGGAUUAUUAUUUUUUUAAUUCUGCUUUACUUCUUCUAACACUAGUGGUGGUAAUGGGUUUGGGAGAAGAGUAUAGGAAAUUAUCAGCUGCCCCCAUAUAUCAAACUUUAAAAGCAAAUUGUUAACAUUGGGAUUUCCUCCUGUCCUGCUCUAUCUUUGUCCUUUUAUGAAACUGCUACUAACAUGAGUUUGACCAAACUGUGGGAGGCAGUGGAAGACAGGAGUGCCUGGCAUGCUCUGGUCCAUGGGGUCACGAAGAGUCAGACACGACUAAACGACUAAGCAACAACAAAGCAUUUUAUUUAGAUCAGAGGUCUCUUCUGUCAAUAUACUUAUUGUGCAAUAUUUCAUGGUUUGGCCAUAAAGGAUGAACUUAGUCUGCCUCAUCAUGUUGACAUCAGAUACUUUAUAUUUCUUCAGUUACUAUUGGCAUGUUUUCCAGCAGUACCCUUCACGCAGCCCCUUUGGAAUUUUUUAUUGCUGUUCCAUGUGUUCUUUUGAAUAGUUAGAUGUUUUGCUUACAUGACCUGGUGUCCUUUAUGUUAAAUGCAAAAUUUAUUCAUAGAAGUGUAUGUUUGGUUAACUUUGAUGAUAGCAAUGAUCUAAGCAUGUUGAUUUUCAUAUGAAUGGUACACAUUUCUGUUAGGACUUGUAGAAGGACUAUGUUCAUCUCAGCUGCAAACACAACAUCAGACACUCAUGAUACUUAUAGUAAAUCUUUGUCUCCUAUAAUGUAAACCUACUGUGCAAAAACAUAUAACAGAGGAUCCAGCAUAUUUCCAGUCUUUCCCAAUCUCCUAUCGUAAGUAUACUACAAUUGUUGAUAUGGGCUGCCCAUAUUUUAUGAAAGCACUGGCUUCUCUGUAAAUAUGUAAUAGCUAUUACAGCCUUGGACAUUCACCUCUGUGGGGAACAGUGAGCUGAGUAUAUUCUACUGAAAACUGCAAGCCUAGACCUAUUGAUCUCACUGGAACUUAUUUCUGAGUUAGAAUAGAAUUGGCUGAAAAUGUGUCAGCAUGGAAUUAGGCUGCAAAUGUAUCAGCAAGUAGAUUCAAACAUCAUAUCCCACAUCAUAUUUAUAGAAUACAACAUGCUCUCUCAAACAUUGCUAUGUUAACUGCAGACAAAAAUAAUAAUAAUGUGCCCCCUUUUUAAACAGAGUGACUCUAACUUUCUUGUGCCACAACAAGGGUUCUAAAAUCAGUCUGUCAAACCAAGGGAAACCAAGGAUUAUUUCUUGGAAUUUGGUGGUGGAAUUAGGCUGCAUGCAGAGUGAAGAGUUCUUGCUCCAGAGUCUUUUGGGUAUCUGAAUGUUGACUGCAAUGAGUCAAGCAGUGUAAGCAUUUAUUGGGAUAUAAAUCUACUGAGAAAAAUAGCUGCAUUAAUUUUGCUCAAACUUUUGAAUAGCUGUCCAUGAUUUAUGAUAUCUCUUAACAGACAUAUAUAGCCAGGAUGCCGUCACAAGUACCCUCAUAACCAUCAAAUAUGCAGAUGCAGCCCAGGCAGUUUCUAACUCUGGCCAAGAACAUCUCCUUCGCUGUUCAGUAGGAUGAGCUGGAAUUGACCUGCAUAUUUCCUCCAGUGGAACAGAUUUCCUAAACAACCAAUUCAGAUAAUGAACUUUUCUUAAGAAAUUUGAUACCUAACUCUCACUUCUACCUUUUGGCAAUAUGAACAUAUGUCUUCUUAUGUUGAUCUCUAUGGUAGCUGAAAAUAAAUUACUGAAAGGCUGUUUAAACUCCCAAUAUACCCAGUUAUUUCAAAUUCUUCCUUUUAAAAAAAAUACUCAAAACAUAUUUUCCACAGAUGAUUUUAGAGUACAAUAUUUUUUUGCAAAACUCUAAUAUGAAUAAUAGGCAACAAUGAAACCUUGCCAAAUGCUUUUUUAAAAACAACAACAACAUUUUUCUUGAGUGCUUCAAAGAAUUUUCCAUCACAUUACAAUGCAACUGUAACAUAUAAAAAAGAGAGAAUACAGAACAGUGGCCAAUGAAUACCACAGCUGGUUUCUCUUAUAACUACAGAAGGAAACGGUGGCAAGUGGAACAAUGCUGACUUUCCACUUUCAAGUAGUGUAGUGUAAGCUGAAGCCAAACCGUAAAGAGUAUAUAUUUUUUCACUCUGUUUAUCCGAAGUCUGGUCCAGGAAAACAUUAAUUUUACAACUUUAAAAAUAAAGUUCUGCAGUUUCAUGCCAGUUUCAAGAACUAACCUUUCAUGUUGCAAAACUAAGGGAAGUAUUCUUUGCUGUUGUGAGCUUUUGUCAUUAUCUCCUCAUGUUAGUUCUUCAUGGUUUGUGAACUGUAAGCACCACCCGAAAAGACCAAUAAAGUUUGUGAUUGUCUCAUAGUAAGCUUGCAAGAAGAUCAAACCUAUCCAUUCUUAAGGAAAUCAGCCCUGAGUGCUCGCUGGAAGGACAGAUCCUGAAGCUGAGACUCCAAUACUUUGGCCACCUCAUGAGAAGAGAAGACUCCCUGGAAAAGACCCUGAUGUUGGGAAAGAUGGAGGGCACAAGGAGAAGGGGACGACAGAGGACGAGAUGGUUGGAUAGUGUUCUCGAAGCUACCAGCAUGAGUUUGACCAAACUGCGGGAGGCAGUGGAAGACAGGAGUGCCUGGCGUGCUCUGGUCCAUGGGGUCACGAAGUCAGACACGACUAAAUGACUAAACAACAACAACAAAGCUUGCAUUCCCUUUCCCCAGACUGCCUUUUAGUGCUUUGGAAGAAACUAUCAUUUGGGGGCUCAGUGGAUUAUUUGGAAGGCUGGCCUUCUCUCAUAUUUCUGAACUUAUUCGCACUGUGUACAAUUGUCAUUUUUUUUGUUAUUAAUUUCCUUAUCCUAAUUUUAAUAUCCCCCCUCAAGAUUGGGAGAAAAGUCAACUUGUGUCUACUGCAUUCAGUAUUGCAGGAACUGAAAGGAUUUAAAUUGGGAAUGGUGUGAGAUGCGUGAACCCAGUACUUCUGGUACAUUGCUGAUCUAUGUGCUCAUCUGUCACAUAGGCUGUGCUUACUUGAGCUGUAGCUAAGCUGUACGCGUCAAACAUGCAGUGUAUGACUGUUCCGCAGCACAUUGGCACAUAUCUGACCAGUCUCAAAAGGGGCUGUGCAUUUGUGCUAUUUUUCAGCAAGCACUGAAAAGAGUACAGUGAAGGCGCCUGCUUGAUCUCAACAGGCAAGGAGUUCCAAAGUGCAGAUGCUGCCACAACUAAAUGACCGAGCUCUUAUAAAUGUGGAAUGGGUAUGAUGUGGCACCUGUCGCAGUGCCAGUUGCACUGAUCAAAGUGGUCCAGUGGGCACAUGGACUCAGUAUUUACUUAAUGGCAGUGGUGGCUGGUGCAUGUUGGAAGGGUGGAAGACAAGGAGGGUGGAAGACAAGGAGACCAACAGAAGGUAGAGCCAUAACCGAUGAUACGUAGCAUCAACGGAUCUGAAUUUUUGUCCCAUCCUCCUCCCUGCUGAGUUCUACAAGGGCAGCUCUUGAGACUGAAGAGUAUGCUGGUAGCCAUUCCACCUCCUGGACUGCUUCUAAGAGAGAAGGCAGGCAAGUGGGGGCUGGCUGAUGCAGACAGGUUGGACAGGUUGGCCCCAUUUGCCCCAAUGCACCAUCCGCUACUACAUGUCACUUUUUCAUGAAUUUCAGGAUGUUCCACAUUCACUUAGAUUUGUGGGUCAUCAUCCAAAGAAGUGUUCCAAAUGUGCAGAAGAAAACAAGGCUACAGCUGGAGGUUUUGUUUCCCCCUUGACACUGGGAACAUCUGUAGCAAAAUAACAACAAAUGACCUGGCUGCAUAUCUGGGUCCUGGCCACAGGGUAUCUGCAACAGUGUUUUCUGCAGAUUGGGAGGUCCUUUAUCUCAGUUAAUAGCCAUACUAUCACCAAGGCUCAGCACAAGUGACAGAAGUUUAAGAUAGAAAGCAUAGAAACAUCUAUGUUUACAUUUCAUACGCUGAUGAAUAAAUUUAAAUUAAAAAAACCUGUGUUUCAAAAUAGGGGUCACUUGGCUGGGCUGCUGUGUGUGAGGCAAGCUAGAACCACUAUUUGGUGUGUGGAGUUAAUUACACAGUUCUCUGGAUGGUCUAAUGUGAGACUGGUGCCACACUUGCAUUAACUAUUACGGACAAUUAAAUGAAGGAUUGAUUUUUCUGCAGCUGGUCUUUAAUACAUAUUAAACUUACAUACUUCAUACUGUAGUGCUUGUGCUUUACAUUUUGGAUAGUUCAGUUAAAUAGUACAUUUUUUCAAUAAGAGUUUUGCUUGAGUCUAUGGGAGUUUUCCAAUAUAUUGAAAAAUGCAUAAAACCAAAUUUAUUUGGGGAGGUCAACCGAAGAUAUUUUGGGCUUAUUUGAGUUUUGCAGAAGGAACAAAACAGAAUGCUAAAAAGCCAGAAUAUGAAUACUUUCCAUGGUUUAUUCCAAAGCAAUAGCAGGAGCGAUUGGGUUUAAAUGAAUCUUCUUCUUCUUCUUCUUCUUCUUCUUCUUCUUCUUCUUGGAAUUGGAGAAGCAAAUUAUCCAAAAACCUCCCCCCCUUCAAAUUCUGUGAAAUUAACAUUAGAGGAUUACUUGAGACUAAUGAAUUUUGAAGUAUGCUUUGUGUGGAAACUAUGCUAUUGUCUCAAUAUAAACAGGUUUCAACAAAUUUCUGCUGAAAACAAAUGUAACCCUGUAAGAGUGAGAAGGCAGUUUGACAGUGCCAUUGAUACCUAUAAUGUAGACUUAUUUCCCACCCUGACCUGAUGUGUACGCUGUUCAGACUUGUUUUGUGUGAGAUUCAGGCUAAACUGAGAAAACACCAUUCCUCCACCCCAGAAAGGAGACGAAGGGUUGUAUCCAAUGUUAGUAGAGAGGAUCCACUGAAUUAAUGGACAGGACUAGGUCCAUUAAUUUCAGCUGGUUCUACUCUGAGUAGAAUUUAGUUGGCUACAACCCAAAGGCUGUAAUUUGCAUCACAGCUAUGGUUAUCUAUUACCCAGUUUGUAACAUCAGUUCCUUCAGUCUGUAUUUUCCAUUCUCCAGGCCCAGAUUUGUUUUGAAAUUAUGUUUAAAAGUUUUAGACUUUUUAUUGCAUUUGUGUUUAUUAUUCUUUUUAAAGUUUUUUUUUUAAAUUGUGUAAGUUUAUCUACUUGUUCUAAGGCUUUAAUCUCACAGUUUGAAAAUUAAUUUCAUAUUCCCUUUCAAACCAUAUUCCAGUGAGCAAAAAUAUGUUCUUGCUUUCUGGCACUGUACUUAACAUUUUAUGGUAUUUUUAAAAAUACGUAAUGAGGCUUUUGUCUUGCACAAAGACCAUCCUUUAAUCCCCACAGUAGGACUUCCAACUAUGUGACAUUUGCUGGCAUAGCCAGUUUUUAAGGCUGGAUUGAGGGUAGAGCCAUACCCAAACAUAUGUGGGAAAUCACUUGGAAAAUGUUAAGUUUAUAUGCAGUGUGUAGGUUGUUCCUAAGAAAAGACUAAAUGUCGCUAUAUGGUUUCCCCCCUCAGAAUUUUGGAUAAAUAAAAGCUGCACAAUCAAGCUACAAAUCCCCUCCACUUCCCAGUGGGGAGGAGUUGCGGUGGACCACAUGGCCACCCACUUCCCUCUGGGGGCGGGGGACAAAGUCCUGCUUCACCCGGAGGUUCCUGGUCACGUCAUUCGCCAACCAGCCAAUCCGCUGGCUGGGGGCAUGGCCAGGCCCCAUUUAAACUGAGGUGCGAGCCGGAGAGCUUCCUCUUUACUCGCUUCCUUGAUCUCCCACCCUCCCUCCCUCCCUAUUUUUCAGGUUUCGAAUUUGGCCUUGCUAUGGACCUCGGUUGGUCGCCCUUGAGGGGCCUGGUAGGAAUUUUUCCACUUGGCAAAUUGGCAUGGGCCAUUUCGCUUUCACCUACCUCAUAGCAGUCGUCACAACUUUGUAAGGAUUUGUGGUUAGGCAUUGGUUGAUCUUAUGAUGGGGGAGGGGAGUUGUGGCCAUCACCUGCCCCUCCAAGUUUAAGGGUAUUCCGUUAAAGGAAUCUGGGGGCAUGGAUCUUGUCCAAAGCCCAGGGUGGGGCUAGGGCCAUGCCACGACCCCGUCAGGAACCCAGGGGGAGCUCGAGUUGGUUUGCAUCAACGGGCUCCCCUUACCGGUGGUUGACCCUUACUGGACUCCCUGCAUGACAGGCAGGAGUCAGAUAUAGUUGGGUCAAUUCCAAUGCCUACGCCAAUACCGCUCACAUUCUGUAACCAAGAAAGUUGUGGCCUAAAUUUGCCCAAUAACAUUAACCUAAUAUCCGUGUCCUUGUGUCUUAUUCAUCAACAAGAAGGUGGUCUUGGGGUCUCAACACGCAAUGGCAUUAACUCCAGUACUCUUGCUUUUUUGUUUGAUUAAUAUGACUAGGCAUUGGGAAAAAUUUAAACAAAAUGAUCACAACCUUUCUCUUGUCAUUCUAUGGGUAAAAGUGGCAUUCUGGUAUGUUCAGCAUAGUCUUUCUAGAGGGUUUUGAUCUAAAAUAAUUAACCCAUCUUAAAAACAACAUCUAGUAAAAUGCUUUAGACAUGCUACUUCAUACAAAAUAUUCACAAUUGAUGGGUUUCUUUUUCUUUUACAAUUCAGAACAGAUGUAUCAUUGGGAAGUACCUCUACACGUUCCCUGAAGGACAAUGUCACGGUCACUCACUGCAAUGCUGUAAAAAACCAAAAAUACAAAUGUCAGAUAACUUCAGCAAAGUUCAAGCAUAUUUACAUUAUGUGGCUCAAGAUCACAGAUGGAAUAACAUUGCUUCAGUCACCACUAAUGUUAGUCAAGCCUACAGAUAUUGGUAAGUUUCAGUUUAUUGGCCAAAGUGUUUAAAUCAGAUAACAAUAAGAGUCUGAGAAAGCUUCCAAAAUGAUGAUUACAGAAUAUACACUGAGUAUACACUAUGGCAGAACUUAAUUCUAUGGAAAACACCCUCCCUCAAAGCAACACACAAAUACAUAAGCUAGCGUAGAAUAAAAUGUUGGUAUUGCAAGCCAUUUUUUGCUUUCCCCAACAUACUUUAGUUAUAUAGCAAAAUAUAAUAAGUAAAAUCAGUGAUGUAAGUCCUGAAUGAAUUCCCUAAGAUACGUGAAAUCUCAUCCUAUUGUAAUUCCAGCAAUGUUAAGCUUGUUCUUGAAGCUAUCAUAAGUCAUAACAAUAAUGACACAAUCCUUUCCCCACAUGAAAUUGAUGGUGGAAGCGGUUCAGGAUCUCAGGGCUCGUCCAGACUUCCAUUUGUACCACCGCUUUCGCUUGGGAAAACUCGAUUUUUAUCGCUGAAUCAGAGCAGACGUCAGUCAGGAUUUUCAUGGAUUUAUGUUUGCUACAACUCAGUGCUGAAGAGCAGGUUUUCCAGGGGAAUGUAGCGGAGCAUACAGAAAACCACUUGGACCUUCUGGCUAGAAAGCAUGGGACAAGUGGGAAACCUGCUUUUUCUAGGCACGGGAUAAAUGUAAGCCUGGACACGCCCUUGGUAUUUUCAGUUUUAUGCAGCAUAUACUUUUUCUACAAGGUAAAUUUUGAGCAAUGUUCAUUAGAUCAUGGUGUCCUUAAGAUUUAAUCAUACUGUCAUUUCUGAAGUAAGAAAAUUCUUGGCACAGUAACUUUGAUCCCUUCGGUAGGCCGGUUCUGUUCAUUGCAUGGCUGGCAUUGGAAGCCUGAAUGACAUGAGUUUCUAAUGAACUGAAAUGAAUUAUCCUGCACAGUUCUUAACCAUGCCAACAAAAUCCUUUUCAUUUUAUUUUUUAAAAUGUGGUUGUUGUGGCACAGGGCCAUACUACGCAAGAUGGUGGCAAGUUCUGUGUGUAUGAAUAUUGAACUGCCUCAGUCACACAGAAAAAGAGGGAAGUAAGGGUCCAAAAGCAAAAGUGUCAUCUGGAUAAAUAGUGCAGAACUCUCCCUACACUUCUCCCCCUGCAGCUCCUCUUAUGCUGCUUCUGGUACUGGAGCUCAUCUGAGGAGAAGAGUGCAUGGGGGAAAGAAUUCCCUGAGAGACAUGUAGGGAAUCUGCAGGCAGGAGGAGUGUCCUGCUUGCAUUCUUCCCAGGUGAGUCUUUUCCCAUUCUUAUAAUUGGAUGGAUGCUCUCCCUUUUUCUGCAUGGCUGGGGCAGUGUAAACAUAGAACAGCCACUGUCAAAUCUAAUGUGGCAAUUGUUAAGAUCCUAGAACCUGCUUCACAGAAACAAAAACCAGCUUUCCCCCGUAAUGGUUGAAGGUGUACUGCCAGCACAAAGUUAAGAAUAGGCUUCAAGUUUUGCAUGGAGGAAAUGUUCAUCUGAAAGCAGGUAAAAUUGCCAAAAUUACUAUCUUGAAGAAUACAGCCAUUUGACAUGUUUUCCAUAAAUAAUCAUUUUUGUACCCAGGACUCCUUCCUGAAAUCCAUGGAAUUUUUAAAUGCCUAACUCUGGCUGGAUCGUGCAUACUAUGUGCAAAGAAAUAUUCAUUGAUUGGAAUUGUUAAACUGUUGCAUCUUCACAGCACAAUGUGGAUUUGAAAAAAUAAAUAUAUAUACAUUAACUCAAAUGAACUGCCUGGAUUCUUGAGGGUGACAUCGCUAUCAAAAAUUGUUGGAAAAUCUCAUUCCAACCCCUAGAACCUGCUUCAUUCCAGCUCAAUGAAAAAAGACAAUUAAGAGAAAAAAAGUUUUCUGGUACAUUCAGAAGACGCUGAGACUCAAUAAAGUUCUAAAGGGUUACUUAUUAAUGGGUGUUUUAAAAUCAAGGUACAGAUUCUUUUAAAAUUAGAAUUUUAGCAUUUAAAAAGGUGAAAGCUUUGCUUCUGCUUUUUAAUCAAGUCAUGGGAAAUGGUACAAUCAGAUGGCGGAUGCUUUUAAUGUUUUGUUGCUUUCUGGCUGAAGAAGCAACUCCUUAUGAACAUUUGACCAUUUAUGAACUGUUUAGUGUUUUAACAUUCUCACCAUAAUGAAAAGAACAUUUCAGUAGCCUAUUUUUCUUAGUAUCUUUUUUGUAAUUAAUUGAAACCUUUUAGAAUGACCAUUUCAUGUUGCUUACAAAUUAGGUUAAUGCUUUUGAAAGAUGAUGGGAUUAUAGGAAUAAUGCCACAGUGAUUCUUUCAAAUCAUGUCACUGAGUGGCCUGCUACUUUAAAACUGUACUAUCUAGCUUAAUUAUAUCUAGAAUUAAAAAUGGCACUAGGUGGAGUUCAUUUCACAUCAAAUCCUCUGUAAGGCCUUGAAGGAAUAUACUCUUGUGUGUACAAUCAGUCCUCUGGACCACAGCCAUUGACUAUAUCCAGUUAAGGUUGCAACCCUGCAUCCAUAUAUAGUACCUAGGAGUAACUCCCAUUGAACUGAGGGGGACAUGGUUUUAAAUAAACAUGUAUAGGACUGUGCUUUCAGUAAAUGCUUGAAUUGUACUUUAAGUCCCAAUAGCAACUUUUAAUUGUUUUCUUAGAUGUAUUUAUUCACUGUUUAUCAUUUCGUAAUACCCAACCAAUAUACAAGGCUAGAACCAUAAAAAGAUAAAAAUCACUAAACAGAAAAUACCAGCAUGUAUGGCUGGAAUCACUCAUCUGAAAGGGACUGCCUGAACAAAACAUCUUGAAGUUUCAGAAGCCUAGCAAUGCCAGCAUUCCUCUAACAUCAAAAUGGAAAUCCAGAGGGUUGGUGCUAGAACACUAAAGGUGACCAUGGAAACAGAUACAGGAGCAUAUGGUACCUCUACGAAUGGCCCUCCUGAGGAUUGUAGAGACUGCAUUGGUCCAUGGAGGAAGUUAGACAGUCUCUCAGAAAGCCAGGGCCCAUGUUUACGGAUUAGCCUGGCAGCACAUUGGCAGUCAGUGCAGUGCAACAUGCUGUUGGUAGGUCUCUUAGGUCAGCUCUUAGUAGCUGCAUCCUGCACCACCUGCAUCUUCAAGACCAACCUUAAGGAGAUAGCCCCACAGAGUGCAUUGCAGCAAACCAAUCUUGACAUCCACCAGUGCAUAGACCACUGUCUCCAAGCUAUCCCUAACCAGUAUGGCCAUAGCUGCUGUACCAGCCAAAGUUGAUAAAAGGCAUUCCUAGCCACUGAGGCCACCUAUACUCGAGUAACAAAGAUGGAGCUAGGAGGAUGCCCAGACUAUGCACAGGUUUCCUUCAAAGGGAGUGCAAGUCCAUCCAACAGAGGCUACUGACCUUUCCAGGACAUGGUAAACACUUGGCCACAGCACCCACCCUAAGGGCCUCUGCUUAUGGAAUUUUGCAUUCAAGAUAGGAUUGACUAAGGACCAAAUGCAUGUUUGCAUUUAACAUACGUGGCUUGCGUGUUUUUGUUUUUUUAAAAUUAACAACUGUUUGUGGAUUGACAAUUAAGUCCCCUACAACAUCCCCUCUGGCUUUUGUACAAUUAAGGGAAUGCUGUUAGUCACCCUGAGAAUUAGAAAACAUUACGUCAUCCUUUUGCACUGUCUUCUUCAUCACUGAAAGAAGCGCUUCACUUUUAUUGCUUCACCACUACAACUGUAGGCUGAGGUUCCUUUUCAUCGUUACAUCCCAGCUAUGAAGCCUCUCUUCCAAGCCUUCAAAUGCUGAAUGAUAGAGGGAUUUUGAAUUAAUUGUUUUUUCUUCUUUUGGAAACUGAACAAGCUGCCACCACAGCUCUUCCAGACCACAAUCGCAACUCAGGAAAGCAUUUAUGAAUAUGUUGAAAUACUUUCAGUGAACUGGGGCAUGAGGCAGUAGGUUAUCCUUCAUAGCUUAAAGCCACGUAAGGUUAAAAAGCAUGCUCCAGUUACUGUGUCCCUUUGAAAGACGUUUUGCAUCAUUGUGUGUAUGCAUGUUAAUGUAUAAUAUGCAUAUAUUAUGAAAAAUGAAUAUAAAAUAAAAAUGGGAAUAUAAGUGGCUAUUCAGAGUAACCAGCAUGCUUAAACUACCUUGUUGAUUAUAAUGUUUUACAGUAAAGCCUGAACCUCCAUCACAUCUGCAUAUGGAUAUGACAGACGAAGGACAGUUAAAGAUAUCUUGGUCUCACCCAGCAUCAAUAUCAUAUCCACUUCAGUAUGAAAUAAAAUGCUUUGCAAAUUCAACUGAAAAUGUUUGGCAGGUGACGCUUUUCUUGUUCCUAAAUUCACUCUAUGAAAUAAGCAAGCCAAAGACGAAAGUUAAGUUCUGAUCUAGGAAAUCCUUGUCUUAAUAUUAACAGCCCUGAACAUUUCAUUUGUGAGAAUUUUAUAAAAAUAAUAUCAAUAAUGCACUACAAAAUUUCUGAACAUGAAUAGAACUAUAGACUUUUUCAUGUAACUAAUACGAACAAUGAUAGUUUCAUAUCAUGGCAUGGUCCAGUAAACAUUGCUGCCAACGUACUAUUGAAAUCAAUUGAAUUAAAGUGAUCAAAGGGAUUAAAACUCAUGACUUGAGUUUUUCUGGGUUGCACUAACAUGGUUUGUGCUGUAGGGGCACUGAUGCAUGAAAUUAUUACUGGGGUUUGUUUUUGGUUUUUUUUAAGUGAGAUUAAUGCAAAAUUCACCUUUAAUGGAACCACAUAACAUUGGCCUAGCUCAAGCUACUUGUAAAAACUCACUCUCUGAAUACAUUUUGAACUCUCAUGCUAAGCAAGCACAGUUUGGGCCAGAAACCAAACAGAUGUGUGAGCAAAUAGAAACCACUUCUGUGUGAACACAUUAGGAUUGGCAAUUCCACCUAAUGAUGUUCCCCAUGUACAUCAAUCCAAAAACUACUUGGGGGGUGACUUGAAAAGGAGAUCUGCAAGAACCUCUAGGUGUACAUGAAACUCCUACAUGCAGUUCUUUGCAUUGUAGCCAUAAUAAGACCACAUCAUAUCUGGAUGUAAACCGCCCCGCCCCCCCGGUGGGGGGAGUUUUCCUCUAAUUAAUGUAUGUCUUGGCUUCAAGUUAAAGUGUUGCAAGAGUGGCAUUAAAUAGUGUUGUUCUGUUUGUUUUUGACGUAAUUUAAUAGGUGGUUGAGAAGACCAUGGAAACGUCAUUGAUCAUAAGCAAUACACUAUUUGAUUCUUCAUAUGUAGUUCAAGUCCGAUGCAAAAGCCUUUAUGGACCAGGCCUUUGGAGUGAUUGGAGCACACCUUAUAACUUGAAUCUACAAGGUUUGUCCCCGGUGGAAAUCUGAUUUGCUAGUACUGUGGAAUGCAAAGAAUGGACUAGGUGACCCUUGGGGUCCUGUCCAAGCCUACAAUCCUAUGAAUCUCAACAUAUGAUCAUUAUCUGUUUUGAAAAACAUAUCCCUAUUUAUAAGGCAUGAUGUAUGAAUACAUGUUAUAGGAAUAAUAUAUGUGUGUGGACUUUCUUCACCAGGCCAGGCUGGGUGGCACGGUUCUGCAUCUGGAAACCACAGAACAAAUCAUACUUUCAAAGAGCAAAAUGGCCAAAGAGUUCCUGGACAUUUCUUACUUAUCCAGUCACUAUGCAAAACUGCUUUAUGCACAUAGAUUCCCCCCACCUCCAAGCUCAGAUUCUAGUUCUCUGAGGGCAGAGCCCAGUUAGAGGCACUGUGACCACUGAGUGGGAGAAUGAUACAAGGGAUCCUUUUUUUAAUGGGAUAUUCCCCCAUGAGUUCCUUAUCCCACUGAGAAGAUGGGAAACUCUCCCACAAGUCUGGAUGCUUCCAGGGGAUCUACAGUAUUAUUAUUAUUAUUAUUAUUAUUAUUAUUUAAUUAAUAUCUUUUAUUGCAUUAGCCGAGUGGCCAUAGCAUGAUAUACAUUGAAAUAACAACAUAAAAUGGGGGUGGGGAGGUAGAGGUAGACAUCGUCCUGGGCGAAUACUUAAAGAAAGUGAAAAAAAAAAAAAAAAAAAAAAAGCUGCUGACGCUGGAGGAGGACCGAUAAAGGUCCUUCGCUCUCAUUAGCCUCAUUCCUACAAGACUAACUUCGUCGGUUGUGCACGCAUCUGUGGGUAAGGAGUAGGCUUCUCUUCAUCACACUAAGCAGAAGUGAGUAUCCAACAACAGAAUUGCAAAGGGACACUAUCAAGGCUGAUGGAGAUGGAACUAUUCACGGGUAACCGGAUAUCUGUCAGUUGGGACGAGGCACAUUUCCAGUCUCCAGGCUUACAGCAUGUCUGUUUGCGGGGAACUUGGAAUAACACCCGACAGAUGCUGAACAGGAGACGGCGUAAAAGCCCCGCUUUCCAGAAUUGUGAAGCAGAUGGAUCCUCAGGGAAUGCUAGCUCCUAACACGUCCUCUUGCCAGGAAAGGAGCGAUGAGGUUAAUGCAAGAGAUACCUUAGAUCAGUGAAGCCACUAAUCGCAUCCAUGCUAUGAGGAAGCUGCCAUGUCAGGUGGAACUCGAGUCAUAUACUGCCCUAUUAUUAUUAUUAUUUAUUGAAUUUAUAUACUCCCCUAUAUCCACUGGUCUCAGAGCAGUCUACAGAAUAAAAUAAAAAUACAAAACCACAAAAUCCAUAAUUAAAAUAAAAACAAUAACAACCCAAUAACCCCCCAAAAGACCCCCCCAUUUUAAAAGGGCAUAGGAAAGAAGGAGGCCAAUUUUACUUUUCCCUCUAUGAGCAAAUAGCCAUCCAUUAUUAUGGUGGGGGGAAAGCACUUGGAGAACACCUUUUUUAUGGAAACAGAAAGUGCUUAACUUCUCCACCGGUGAGUGGGCCAACCCCACUGACAGGCAUCAGUGUGCAUGGUGUGUCUGAAAGACGUGUCUCCUUCCCAUUUUCUAAGGAAAGAAAAACUUUUAGGGUGAUGGAAGGAUGGGCUGUAAUUUUUUCAUGCUUUAGUUCUGGCAUCAGGUUCAGGUGUGAGGAAGGAGAAAACACAAUUCCUGUGCUUGUGUAUAGGAAAGCAUUUUUCAGUUUCUUUACAAGGUCUCAAGGGUAUGUUCAGUUUGGAUGUGCAGUCAAGGAAAAAUAGUCCUGGACCCACUCCUUUGUCUGCCUCUCGCAAUUGGCUUUCCGGACUCCAUCCCAUUUGCCAGUAUAUUGUAAGACUCAGUUUCUGGCAAUGCACACAGAAUGCAUGGGAAACAAUGUAGUAAAGGAUUAUAAGUCUCUAAUGCAUAAGAUGAAAUAUUAAUAUUCAGCAAACAUGUGCUUUACUGGUCACAUACCAUGUUGUGAUGAGCAUGACGAGAACCUUAGGAAGGGUAAUAUCUUCCCUGCAGGGAACUCAGAUAGGGCUAUUCUCUCAAUGGCUAAUUCUAGUGUUAAACCAAUAGAAAAAGAAUUAACCCAUUAAUGAAGUUGUGGCAACAAAGAAGCUGUUUUGUAUUCACCUCAGUGCAUUAACACCAGAAGUACAAAAUGCUGGAACUAAACAAUUAUAUAUUUAUGUAUUUAAUUAGAAUUAUGUUCAGACUUAUAUUUAACACUGAAGGCUGUACUUAGUGUAAAUUGGUAAUGCUGUAUAUUGCAGUGCCUGGUUUGUGGGAACUCCCUCUGAACUGAACUGCACUGGAAAUUUAUUCUUUCAUUAAAGAGUUACUAUGCAGGAGUCAGCAAGCCAACCCUUUAUAGUGAAACACUUCAUUGUAGUAUUUUGCCAAUUAGUGAUCAAAUUGGGUUACUCUGGCUGUGUUUUGUCACCCACCAAAGGAUUAAGACCAGUGCUAUUUUUCCACAAGAAGAGGUGCCAGAACUCACCAUGAAACCUCCAUCAUUCGCUUAGAAUGGCAAUGGCACCCACCUGGGAAGUGCCAGGACUAAGUUCCAAAAAAUAAACCCUGAUUAGGACACUAGGGACAACUGUGCCUCAAUACAAUUAUUUAACUGUUUUUUGGUGUGACAUGCACCCUAACCUGGGAGUACUAGAAUCUGAGCUUGGAGCAUAUGGACAUUUGACAUAAAUGUUUCCAUACUAUGAUCACUUAUAGUGAUCGCUUGUAUUAUGAUGUUCUGUAUCUGCACUGUGUUUGUGUGUUUGUUUUGGAGUCCUCUUGAAGAAUAGUAUGUGCAUAGCUGUGGGCACCAAAGCGGCACUGAGUUGCUAAAACCUUAUCUAUCUAUCUAUCUAUCUAUCUAUCUAUCUAUCUAUCUAUCUAUCAUCUAUCUAUCAUCUAUCUAUCUAUCUAUCUAUCUAUCUAUCUAUCUAUUUAUCUAUUUCAUGUACACCCCAACUUUCCCCCAAGGAUCUCAAAGUGGUGUACAUAGUUCCCUGCCUUCCCAUUUUAUAACAACCCUGUGAGGUACAUUAGGUUGAGAGUGAGUGAAUAGCCUAUGGUCACCGAGUGAGCUUCAUGGCAGAGUGGGAAUUUAAACCCAGGUUUCCUAGGUCCUAGUCUGACACCCUCGCCGCUACACCACACCGGUCCUCUUAAACUGACAAAAUGGUUUCUCCUUCAUAGAGUGGUAUACAAUACAGAAAAACUCUGAGCCCUUUUUUCAAUGUAUGACUCCUUUUCCAGUACAUGUGCAUGCCAUUUCUUGUUUGCUGUUCUCUGUAUCUUAUGUAUGCUUUCACUGAAUACUUAAAUUGACUGAACCUUCCACCUGUAGCUAAAAAUUUUACACACACAUACAGUGUUCUUUUCUAUAAAAAAUGUUGAGGAAGUACUCUCAUUUUGACUCAAGAAAAUCACUAUUUUAUAGUUCAAAUCGGGAAAAGUAAAUACAGUAAAUGGACAAAAGUACAAAGAGUCACAAAAUGUUUAGGGUAUGCAUCCCCCUGCAUCCUCCCAGAAAAAAAUCACUAUAUAUAUAUAUAUAUUCAUUUCUUUAACAAAAUUUAUAUACAACUUGAUUGUAAUAAAACCUUGAAGUGGUCUACAAAAUAAAACACUGAAAUUAUCAAUAAAAGACAGUUAAAGAAAGAUGAUUUGACAACAACAAAUUUCAUUUCAAAAACAAAUGAAAAUCAACAAUAAGCUAAAAACAGACUAAAACACAUGUGUCAGGUUGGGUAAGUAAUCUUAAACACUACAAUUAAGAAGAAAAGGGAUAUUCAUUGUUUUCUAUUGUAAAUUAUCAUUAGCACUCAUUAUAUAUAUUUUGAAAGUUUACUGCACUGCAUACAUUUUGGUAUGUGAUUGUUUUCUUCCAAUUUAUAAUGUUUGUCUCUAUUGUCUUUUUUCCACUUUGUUUCUUGUAACAGAAGUCAUGUAUUUCCCUUCAAAAAUGCUGGCAAGUGUUGGAACAAAUGUUUCCUUUUAUUGUAUUUACAAAACCAAAGAUAAAGUAAUCUCAUCGGAGAAGAUAGCCUGGUGGUUAAAUUUAGCAAAAGAAAUCCCUAGGCAUCAGUACACACUUGUGAAUGACUACAUUGGCAAAGUAACGCUUGUCAACUUAAAUGCUAUGAAGCCUGGAGGGAAUUUCCUCUUUAAUGCCUUAUACUGUUGUAAUGAAAACAAGGAAUGUAAUCACCGUUAUGCUGAAUUAUAUAUAAUAGGUAAGAUUCCUGCUUAUUUUUAAAUUAAUGUUGGUAAAUCCAUUUUUUCUUAGAUUUUCUGUUGAUUAAGUCUGUCUUUCAAAUAGAUGUUAAUAUCAGCAUCACAUGUGAAACAUAUGGCAACUUGCAAAAAAUGACUUGCAGAUGGUCCACCAACGCAUACCCACUGCUUUUGGAGAGCACUUUGCUGUUGAGAUACUACAGGUACAUGUUCAUUUUAAUCUGAUGUUUUGUGAAAAGGUGCCACAUUGGAAAUGGUGGUGGAUCAAAGCAUGAAGCAAAUAAAUGCAGUUGAGCCUAGGACUUUUGCUAGACCAAAGAGGAAAGCCCGAGGUGGAAAGUCUUAUAAUCAGGAAGCUUAGUUUGGGAAUUAUUUUUUUAUAAGUCUUUCCCCUGUUUCCAGUCUGGUGUGAUCUUAAUGGCAAUGUUUAGGCUAAAUGUUUAUCUCAUAUACUGAGGUCCCAGGUUUGAGAUUCACUAGUAGGGUUGCCAUAUUUCAAAAAGUAAAAACCAGGACACCCCAAAAGUUGUUGAGCUUUUUUAAGGAAUUGACCGCUAAUAUCAUAGAAAAUCUGGACGUAUGGCAGCCCUGUUCACUAGAGACUUCAUUCCUGAUACUGCUGAGCACGCUUACUCAUUGUGAAGAUAUUAUUGGCUCUUUGGCUCUAUCACAUCAGACUUUGCUUGGAGGAGGGGACUAAAUCCAGGCAUUCCCAUGCUCCAUUAUCACUUGCAUCAAGUGAUCAGCUCCCUGAUAGGACAUUACUGACUCUGUGUUCAGGGGUCAGUAAAAGGAUUUAAUCCAGCUAAAAUUAUUGCUAAGUCCUAUUAAAAUGAGACAUAAAUUACCGGUAGUUGCUACUCACUCCUUCCAUUGCUUAUAGUAGGACUUAAGCCAUUGUUUUCUGAAGAGUGAGUAACUGACAAUUUUCAUUGUCAAGAUUGCAUCAGCUAGACUCCUGAAAAUGUCUGACAGAAGGUCUUGAAUAACAUCUAUUCUUUAGAAGCUAAAGUGGUUACUGAUAUUGUUUUGGGGAUCAGUUCAAAACAGAUGGUGUCCAGUUUAAAAAUCCAAAAUGACCAGUGUUGAAGGAACACUUCCACACAUAUACUCCCUAUUGUGCCUUGAGGGGGCCUGGUUUAUUAUCUCCUUUUUUCAGGAAGCACAGUUAUAAGUAACAAGUUGUUGGGCCUUCUCUAAGUAGCAUGUCACCUCUGGAAUUCUCUACAGGAGAUGUGUAAGUAGUUGUCUCUAAGUCAUAGUUCUAGUGUUCUGUCAAAUCUGGGCCACUGUUUUUAUCUCAUGCAUCAAUUUCACCAAUGAGAACAACUUUAAACGAUGCUUAGUUCAAACAAGCUAGAAUCAAGCCAUGGUGUAUCAUUCUGGCUUCUUCACUAACCAUUGUAUCAACUAACAACAGUCAUCCAAGUCCAGACAUAACAUGGAGCUGUGGUUAGUUUAAGACUGAUCUCACAGCCAUGGCAGGAUAGAAGGGGAGUAGAGCAUAUCUCUCUGGUAGCACUUAGGCUGGUGUAGACAAUACUGAACUAGUUGCACCAAUGGUACAAUUUAGUAUAAAGCAGCUUCAUAUGUUCCUAUGUGCCUAAGAUUAAUCCAUGCAUGCUUAGGUAAUGUGAAGCCAUGCCAGAAUUAUGUCUGAACUGGCCCAUAGUUUCUAAAUCACCAUAAUCUUGUAUCACUGCAACACUGCACAUAGUUCAGAUAGAGACAAUGUGUAGCAAACAAAGCAAAUCCCUUGAUCUUUACACUGAUUGAAAUUUUGCAGGUGAAAUUCUGCAAUGCUUUUCCAACCGGAGGUCAGUCAUGAGUUGAUGUUUAUUCUUCCCUUGAUGCUGGUAGUUGAAAUAUACUUUUCAUAAAAAAAAUAAAAAAAAUCCUGUGCUAAAUCUUCAGAGAGAAUUGUACUGAUUUAAUCUGCAUUUGUUUGUCUGACAUUAAGAGGGAAAAUACAGCUAAAUAUGCCACUGAGGGGCCAAUUAAAUAAGCAAUUUCCUUUCUGGCUGCCUGCUUGAAAGGUUUAUGUGCCACAGGUAUGUCUGGUCAUUCUAAUAAUAUAGAAUAUACUUUCAGUACUUUAAAAAAACAACAACCAAUCAGCCAAUUUAAGACUCACCCAUAGUGCUUCUGUCAAAGCAACUCCCUAGUUCCAUUCCUCCGGGUUGAAUACAAUAACCACCAUGCAUAUUUCUCCUUUUACUAACCACAGUGCUACUUAUGCCUGUGCAUACUUGGUUGGUAGUGGGUUAAAGGUUAAGAACCGGUGGCCCAGCUCACCCAUCACAUUAAACCAUAGUUUGUUUUUAACUAUGGUUUAAUGUGAAUGAGCACCAGGAUAGUACACUUGGUCAGACGGUCUCACUGCACUCCUCCCUCCUGCUGCUCCAGGAAACAAGCCAGAGUGUAGCUUAUAAUGAGAACUGAACCUGGGCUCAUGGUUUGUUUCACCCAAGAACAAAUUUUGUUUAUGUAGUUGUUGACGUUCAUCUGUCUUGGAAGAUAAUGGAAAAGUACACCUUCAGGGGUAAAGUAGAAUUGUUGGAGAGUUUCAGCGUUUGUGGCUGUGAAGAUCAAUACAGAAGAGACAUGUUGUAUUGUAGGUGUGUAGAUGAAGAUAUCUAGUUUUGCUGCUACAGGUUCAACAUGGCAUUUCUUCUCUCUGUGUUUCUUCCAAAAGUCAUUCCUCCUCUGGUCACUGUUGUGAAUAUACAACCUGUCUGUCUCCAGACUGCAAUAGUCUGCAAGGGAUUCCCGUAUGGCGAGGUUAAUGUUGCCAGCCUUCAUGUCAUGUUUGCAGGCAUCUUUGUAAUGCAGAGUUGGUCUGCUAACAGCCCUAAUGUGGAAGUUAGCUGCUCUCCCUUGGGGAUCCUGCCAUCUUCCAUUCUGUGGACAUGACCAAGCCACAGUAGAUGUCACUUAGAACAUGCUGGAAAGGAGGUCUUAGGAGAGCACACAUUUGUUUAAGACUCUAUUCUGCCAUGUGAUGCCCAAAAUCUUCCUGACACAAAGAUAUGGAAGGCAUUGUGGCAUUGCUCCUGGUGGGUGUAAGUUGCCCACGACCCAUUUCCAUAAAGCAGUACGCUCAAAACGCAAGCCUGGUAGACCUUCACCUUGCUAUGUUAUGACAAACCAACCAACCACAAGUUCAGGUUCAAAUGUCCCAGCAAGCCAAAGCUUGCAUUGUUUCAUGUCAGCAACAGGGCCAGAUAACUUUUCAGUAAUAUGCACAUUAAACCAUAGUUUCUUUUUAUCUAUUUUUUAAAUGUAACAUUCAAAGCAGAUGUUUGCAGAAGGAUUCCAGAGACCCAUAUGAACUUACCUAUUAUGUUCCCAGUUGGACAUUUUAUAUCACUGAGUGCCAACUCCCCUUUUACACUAGCUCAGUACUUGGUUAUGUCUGCUGUGUGCCACUGAACAUAGGUUUGCUAUGAAGUCUUAGUUGGAAUUGUGGCCACAGUCAUUUGGAUUGCUAAUUCAUAUUUGAUCAGAAGUGGGUGAACCUGCUAGGUGGGUUGAAAACACUUGCAGGGCACAAUGGACAUAUUUCUAACCAGAGGCAAGCAGUAUGAAAUAGACUAAUGUUUAUCAAAGCAUGAGCUGGGUCAUUCUAAGGGAGCACAUAUACUUGCUGCCAAAGUGGAGUGAGUAAACAGGAGCUCACAAGUGUUUUGUUUUGUUUUUGAAUAAGCUAUGACUAUACUGAGAGGCAAAACAGAGCCAUGUGAGUGUAAGACGAAGUGCAAGGUCUAGACAGCUACUCAGCUUCACUGGGUGUAUGCUAAGGAACUGUGCUUUUAUAAUAUCAAAGACCAAUAUGGAGCUUGUUGGGGGACAAUCAUAUCCAGAGAUGUCUAUGUGCAUGUGCAAAGCACUUCACCUUGCACUGGGGGUGGUGGGGAAGAUUCCUCACCCCACCCCACAACUCCAUUCUCUCAUGUCUCUUGGUGUGCUGCUCUGGAAUAGCCUCUGACCUUUUGAAAACAGCAAAGUAAUGCCACUAGAAGACGCAGAAAACCAUUUGCAGUGCUUUGGAUGCCUGCUUAUGAGUCAAUAUGUUUUUAACGGUGGUACAUUUGGAGACAAAGCAUGGCGUUUAGCAGUGACAAUCUAUGGCAUAGUGAGCUGGGAAGCUGCCAGGUAAACUUGCCUAUCAAAAUACAAACAUGGCAGUGCUUACAUUCCUACUUCUAAGUGUACUGUCAAAAUGCAGGCCAAAUGUGUCUUUAUAGUAGAACCUCUACUUAUGACCGCCUCUACUUGGGCCUGAUCCAAGUUGCGACUGUGGCAAACUCGGAAAUACUUGGUUUGCCGCAAUUUGCCCAUGCGCAGAAGUGUGCUGCCGCCAAAUGCGCCUGUGCACAAUGGUACUUCUACCACCAACCGGAUUGACUUACGGAUGGACUUCUGGAACUGAUUACGUCCAUAAGUAGAGGUUCCACUGUAUAUCCUAGUCAUUCAUUCACCGGGCAUUUCUCAAAUUACAGUGGUGUUCCACCCCAAAAACACAUACUGUGCUUGGGAAGCAUGUGAGAGGCAACACUGUUGGACUUGAUUUAAUGAAGCUAUAACACCAGGUUGCUAACAUUUCACAAAGAUCCACUGCAAUUAGCAUACUGUUACCAUUUGUUAUGAGCUGAGAAUUUGUCAAAUGAACCAGUGUGGUGCAGUACUUAGAGUAUUGGGCUCAUAUGUGAGAAAACCCGUUCAAAUCCCUUCUUAUGGGAAAUCUGGUAAAGCCUCUCAGCCUAACUCACUCUCAAGUUUAUUCUGCAGUUGCAGACCCAGAUCUGAGCAUUUCCUAGAAUUGAAGGGAUACAUAUGUCAUUCAGCCCAGACACAGAUAUCUGGCACUGACAGCCUUCUGGCGGUUCCCACACUGCAAGAAGUGAAGCUACAGGGAGCCAGGCAGGGGGCCUUCUCGGUGGUGGCACCCACCUCGUGGAAUGCCCUCAGAUGUUAAGUAAAUGAGUAAUUAUAUAACAUUUAGGAAACAUCUGAAGGCAGCCCUGUAUAGGGAAGCUUUUUAAGGUUUAAUGUUUUACUGUGUUUUAUAUAUGCUAGAAGCCAGCCAGAGUGGUUGGGGCAACCCAGCCAGAUGGGCAGAGUACAAAUUAGUAGCAGCAGCAGCAGCAGUAGUAACAUGUCAAUUCUGAGGUUUCCUGCCAGGGAAAGGAGUAUUAGAUUUGGCUCAAAGCUGCUUGGCUGUGGGAUCUCUGGGUAGGCUCUCUCAGAACCUUAGUUCCCCACCUUCAAAAUGAAAUUAUUAUUUACCUACUUCACAGUAAUUGUGAAGAAGAAUAAGACAAAGGAUUGUGAAGUAUUCUGUGUGCGAGAAAUGCUUUAUAAAAAUAAAUACAAGUUUUAUUUAAAAAUUGAGGGUAACAUAUAGCCCUGAAUAAUUUUUGUUCAUGAGUGCACACACAAAUGAAAAUAUGCUACUAAUGAGCGAGAAGGAAAUUAAGAAACUUGUCUCUUCCCCAGUUUCCACAGCCUGCAAAAAAGUGUACAAAGAGAAUAGUAUAGCUGAUUCAUGUUUUAUAAAAAUUACUCAAGAAUCUGUAUUUUGAGCUAUCCAUCUACCUUGAGAGAUUCCAGAUAGAAUUGGUAGUUUUGAUUCUUUAUAGCAGGAAUGGGGAACCUGGGAUCCCCCAAGUAUUCAUGGGUUACAGCUCCCAUCAUUUCUGACCAUUGACCAUGCUGGCUCAGCUGAUGGGAACUGAAGUCCAACAACAUCUGGAAGGCCCCAGAUUACCCACCCCUGCUUUCCAACACGCUCUUAGGCCAGUAUUAGAAUAAUUCAUUCAUAUUCCCAACAAGAUGUACAUUAGAGCCAGUUAUUAUUAUUAUUUUUUGUGUGGCAGGGUUCCCAGUGACUUAAACAAGCUGCAAGGCAUGCUCUUUUUCUAGUGAAAUUGCCAAUACAUUGCCCAUUGUUGAAUGACUAAUGUGAAACUGAAUAGGAGCUGGGCACAUCUUAAUUUCAGAAAGACGUCAAACUCUUGGCUUGGUCAAGUGGGGCAAAUCACAUCUGUGAUGUAAAACAUUAAUGUAGGGAACGUUUGUACAGGUGUCUGCUUGCGAGACGGAUAUGGAUCUGUCACAAGGUCUGUGCAUUUACAUCUAUCUUGUAAUAGGUACAUUAAGAACCUUUUUUAAUGAUUGUUUGAGUAGCCAUGACCUAAAAUGGAAAUGGAGAGCAGCCUUGCUUAGCCUAAAGUACAAUGACCAAGGUUGCAAACUGAUGUGUUCCUGCAAAAUUUGCCCUGCUCAGGUUGAAUGUUUUGUUUGUUAGUUCCUUAGACUACAGCUCAAUAGUGCUUAAUUUCUAAAAUGAGAGGUACUGAGAUCCAAAUAGACUUACCAAAGGGAUAGUCAAUGUGGUACCCACCAGAUGUUGUUGGACUACAGUUCCCAUAAUCCCUAUGAGGCAGUUCAAAGUGAAUUAAUACACAUUACCAUCGGAAGAGGGGAUCCCUGUAAGAGUAUUAAACCUGGAGAUUAAAAUUACCUAAAUGCACCACUGGCUUCAGGCAGUGUGGGACAAGGCAGUGAUGCAGAGAACAGGUAAAAGAACAUGGUGGGGAUAGCAAUGGCUUCAGUCUAGGCCCAAGCCUUGAAGCAAGUUAAUAUGAGGGUGCCAUUUCAAUGCAAAGAAUAACCCACAGCAAUGUCAGUAUAAGCUCAUUACCUUUUUGAGGUUCCAUUCACUGACCUGGAAGGCUGUAACAUCCCCCCGCCCCCCGCCAUGGAAAGUGGUUAUAGGUAGCCAGUGGGGAGAUAUAAACCUUCACUUGCUUCAUCUAUUUUGCAUUCAAAAUAUCACAAGAAUUUCCCUUGGAUAAGCCCGACUUCUGUUUUGCAAAUCUAGCACCAUGAUACCUUUCAUAAACAAAAAUAUGUUGGUGAAAAAGGUAAUAUAACAGCAAAGAAUAAUUAUAUGUAUGAGUUGUUAUUCCCUUUUCAGUGUUCACAGGGAUUGUUUUGGUUUUGGGAACCAUUUUUAAAUGACUGAUUCUGAAAGAGAUAUUUAGUCCAUUUCAGCUGAGUAGGCAGAGAGAAAUUCUGAAAAACAAUUAUUGUUAAAUUGAUGGGUAAAAAACAUGGUGUUUGAGGGCUUUCUCAUCUGUAUUAGGUUUUUUUUACAGCAUAUACGAAUGACAGUUUUGCAUUGUUAAUCCCCAGAUGCAUAUAAUCUCAUAGCUAAACUGAAAACAAUGUUUUCAUGUCUUUUUAAGGAGUGAUGUGUAUUGUACAGAGUCUCCAAGUAUGCCUUCUGAUUCGGAGGUAAAAGAAUGCUCUUCACAGAGGGAUAAUUCUUACGAGUGCAUCUUUCAGCCUUUUUAUCUUCUGUCUGGAUACACAAUGUGGAUAGAGAUUAAGCACUCACUGGGGACAGUGACAUCACCACCAGUGUGUAUCCUUCCAAAAGAAGUAGGUAAGUGAAAAAAAUUUCUGAGAAUGGAUCAUUGAUAAGUUUGGGCCUCCCAAGGUCUCCUAGCCCAGGGCCUCCAGUUGCUUAAAUCUGGGCCUGCCUAGGAUCUUCUGCAUGAGGGGUAGAUGACUCUACCUACCACUGAGCUAUGGCCAUUCCCCCUGGUGCUUUUGUACCCACAGGUUGCAGUAUAUUGCCUUUCUCAAGGGACUUGGGCAUGCUAUCCAAUUCAUUAGGGGUUUCUUUCAAACGAUGUUGUCAAGGAAAAGUAGUUUGUAAAGUAGCUUUUCACUUUUGUAGUAUACCAAUAGCUUUUAAGAGAAGGGGGGAUUUUGGGCCCUAGCCACACUUUCAAGAUGCAUAUAAUACGGAAAAUCCCAGCUACCCCACAGUAAUUCAGACUUUCAUUUGAAAACUGUAAAUUACAGAGCUAUAAUAUGCUUCCUUCUCGCAUAAGUGCCUUUGUGCCUCCCCCUCCAGUUCCUUAUCUCCCCCACCCCAUACAUACACACUAUGGUCUCUUCUCUAAGCAUUUGUUUUUCUUAUGGUAUUUAAAUUAUCAAGUCAAUGAUGGUGAGCUUGUGUGGUAGCCAGUGACAGCUGGUUUUAUUAAAACUGAAAGAAAAUUAAGUGUAUGAACUACCACGGCAUGCAAUAACAAGCUAUUUCCAACAAUGGCUUUAAUUUUCAAUAUUCCUCAUCUCCUUUUCCAUUUUCCAUCGCUUCCUUGUUACUUUUCCCCUGUUAUAACUUGUCUCCAACUGAAUAUAUACAUUCAUAGGGAGUACCAUAUAUCCCCAAACUACACCCAGUUCAUAUGUAUUCUCAGCUCCUUGGUGAUGAUAUGCUUAGUAUCAUACCCAACAUUUCAGAUGGCAUGUGGAAUAGAAUAUAAAGAAUUAUGAACAUUUUGAAAAGAAAAGCUGUUAGUAACUAUGAAGUGUUCAUGGCUUUAAACUGGGGUGGUACCACCCUAGUUAUGGAAUAUGCCCUCCACAGUGAGGCUCACUUGCUACCUAUAUUAAGAUAUUUUUGAUACCAAAUGAAGACCUUUUUAUUCUCCCUGUGUUUUUACAUUUUAGAGUUCUGCUUCAGUGGAUUGUUUUAUUGAGAUUGAGAUUGUUUUAUUGAGAUUGUUUUAUUGAGAGGAGACCCACUGAAAUUAAUGGGCCUAACUUAGUUAUGUCCAUUAGUUUCAAUGGAUCUGUUCUGUGUAAAACUUAGUUGAAUGCCACACAGUAUAUUUUAGCCCUUGAAACCAUAGUUUAGUCCCGUUGUAUUUCUCUCUCUCUCUCUCUCUCUCUCUCUCACACACACACACACACACACACACACACACCGCGGCCAUCCUUGUGCUUGCUUUUUUAAAACUGGUAUUGAAGAACAUAUCAAAAUUACUGAAGUACAUACAAAACAGUUCUUGCAUGAAGGAGUGCCUCUCCUCAUACAUCAGCCAUCGCUACAUCAGGCUCUCUUAAGAUCUUCAGAGGAGGCUCUUUUCUAUGUUCCAUUGCCGGUGCAAGUUAUUAAUGUUGUGGUGAGGAAGACAGCCUCUCUUUUGUGAUGGCACCACAGCUGCGGAAUGUUCUCCUCAUAGAAGCAUAACUGGUGCCAGUGUUGCACUAAUUCUGGCUCCUAGUUAUCUAUCUACCCAGGCAUCUUAAUGUCUUAUACUUGUGAUUGUUGAAGUACUCUGCUGAUUUGGCUGUCCCUGUUUCUUUCUAUGUUAUUUGCUUUGCUGCAUAAUUUUGGCCUGUCCCACUUUGUUCCAUGUCCCUGUAUAGCAAGCUGGCAUCAGAAUGAGCCAACAUGGUGUCCUUCAGAUGUUUAUGGACCACACUGACACCAUCCCUGAUCACAGGCCUUGCCGCCUAAGGAUGAUGAGAGCUGGAGUCCAACAACACUUGUAGGGCACCAUUUUGGGUACCCAGUGUAUAGAUGAUGGUCAAGCUAUAAAUAUUUUUAACAAAAUGUAAUAAAUGAAUUGUUAAGAAGACAGGAUACAGCUAUAAUGAAUAUUAAAAAAAAAUACAUUGCUCUAAUGCCAGUAUGGUAAGGAAGAACUGACACACAGCUUUAUAGGAUUCUAUUAGAGACCUCAUAAACCAGUCAAAUUUAUUUUGUUUAACUUUCUAGUGAAGCCGUUUUCUCCCUCCAGUGUCAAAGCAGAAAUUACAGGGGAAGCAGGACUGCUGAAUGUGAGCUGGAAAAACCCAGAACUUCCAAAGAAUGAUCUCCAAUUUCAGAUUCGGUAUGCUGUCAACGGAACAGAAAUUGACUGGGAGGUAUGGCCACACUUAAUCUUUUUAUAUAUAUAUAAUAUUUUUUAUUAAUUUUAACAUAUGAAUUAUAAUACAUACCAUAAAACUUCACCACUUGUACAGUCUUUUUAUGGACUCCCAUCAGCACCUCUGAUGAUUCCCCGUUUUGACCACUUCUUAUGCAUCUCUUAAAUUCAUUAUUGCCUUCAAUUAUCUUAACUAAUCAUCCUCCCCUUUAUCCAUUUUUGCAAUAAUUCCAAUAAUUCACCUCAAAAAACUUCUUGCAAACCUACAAACGUAGUUUGAUCAUCACUAUUACUUUUCAAAUAGUCUGUAAAUUUACACCAGUAUUCUGUGAAUUUCUGGUCCCACAGAUUUCGAAUCCUUCCUGUUAGUUUGUCUAAUUCUGCAUAGUCCAUUAAUUUCAUCCUCCAUUCUUCUUUCGUCGGUAAUUCUUCUUGCUUCCAUUUUUGUGCCAAUAAUAUUCUUGCUGCCGUCGUUGCAUAUAAAAACAGUUUACAUUCUAUUCUAUUUAUAUUACUUCCUACUGGCCAGACUUAAUCUAAAUUAGCCUGUGCAUCAUGAGAUGCAAGGGUGCAAUGGCGUUUUGCUGCUAGUUUGUAAAAAUGUGUGGAUUCCAGCAUUUGGUUUGUCUAGCAAAAUAAACAUUUGUGACAUGCCUAUCUUCAGUAGAUUAACUUUCAUCCAUUGUGUGUGAGGGAGGGGGAAAUUGGGGUGUAUUUUUCACGCCAAUGAGAUUUCCACUAUAUGAUGGGUUAUUUUCAAUUAUGAACAAUUACAAACAUAAAACUAUAUUUUAAAGUAAAAUGUAAUGAAAAUAUUGUAAUCUUUCUUUAAAAAAACCCACAACUUUAUUACAACUGAGAACCAGUGCUAAUAGUUUUGUGGGGUGUUUUUCUAACUCCUGCUAGAAAUUUGCCCUUGGUUAGACAAAUAUGGUUUGUGCCAAUCUGUUGACACCCCAUAAACUUCAUGACCUUUCUUGACCUUCUUCUGCCUAUUUGUCUAUGAAAAAAUGAUGGGAUGUUUUACUACACCAAUCUGUUAACAUUGGCUGGCUUAGUAAACACACACAAAAGACAAAAUUCAUUGCAUUUCUGGUGCAGGGUUGGUUUUAUUUUAUUUUUUGCAGAAGGAAAAUGGAAAGUGGUAACUGGCUGAAAUUUGGGCACAUUUUACAGGUGACAAUUUGUGACAGUGUCCAGGGAGAACUGUUCUUCAGGUCAGCUUAUGUGUGACUUGCACAAUGAAAAAUGCACUGGGGAGUGCUUUGGCCCCUACAAAUUGGAUGAAGAUCUCGGCCUGUCACUCAGAAAUGAUUUUGUUUGUUACUAGUUUAAGCAUCCUUUUUUGUUGCAGGUGCAUGAGGUUUCUGAUCCAUUAGUUAGCUCUGCCAGCACAAAGGUGCAGGAUCCCUGCGCAGUAUACGUUGUUCAGGUGCGCUGCAGUGUGAUUGAUGGAGUGGGCUACUGGAGUAAUUGGAGCAGACCCGCCUAUACAGUUGUUAAGGAUAUCAAAGGUCAGUCAGCGUCUUACCUGUAUGCUUUCAGUUUGUUGGGGUUGGUAUUUUUUGUUUUUUACUAGAUUUAUAACCAGAUAGGCUGUUGUUUGCUUCUUACUGUAUUUCCCCCCCCUCAGCUCCCUUGAGAGGACCUGAAUUCUGGAGAACCAUUAAUGAAGAUUCAAUAAGGAACCAGAAAAAUGUUACUCUUUUUUGGAAGGUAAAUCAAUGGAGGAGGGUAAAUGAGAUAUUUGAAAUCUAUUUCAGGUUUGUUUUUUUGUGCGAUGUUCAUGAUAUAUAUUGUGGGUGUUGGCUGGCUUUGAAAGAUACCAGACCUAAGACACUGGUAAUUUCUGUUAGCAAAACCAGUGAAACAUAGGUUUACAAUAGAGCUCUGUGACAGAUCAGAAUAUGAUGUUUGGUGUGGGGCAGGUGGUAAUGGCUUGGAGAAAAUGGCCUUGCAAGCCAAAUUAGGAUUGUUGCCUGUCUAAUUAGGCUUGUACGUCAGAGCUUACCAUGAAGAUCAUCCCAUGAUGAUGACCCGCCACUCUAGGCUGACAGAAAGUUUCCCAUUAGGCACAGGAAAAAGAUCUCUAACAAAGAAAAGAGCCUCUUGAAUCUCCAAGUGCCACCUUUUUAAUAAACAGAAACAUUUUCUCAUGAAGAAUGAGAGAAUCUGUUUUUGGACAUGGUCCAAUCCCUGUUGGCCAAAGCUAGCAGGGGCCUGGCAAGUAAGAACUAUUCAUAGAUUAUUAUUCAAAAGGGGAAAUUGAAUUAAGUUAAUAGCAUUUCAAGCACCCUUACUGCGCAGCCUGCCAGGAUGUCAGACAUUCCCUUAACAAUUCACAGGUCACUCAUAUUUGUUAACAUCACUUAUCAAAUAGGAAGAAAGGAGGAUGAUUUGGUAGGUGUCUGAUUCUGAAUGACAAGCAUUAAUUCACAAAGGAAAAGGCUGUUUAAAAUCAGGUUUCUUAUGUAAAAUUUAUUUCACCAAUUAAAAACCCAAAUAUUUCUCUUUGUGCUACACUACACUUCAUACUAUAAAACCUAAGUUUGAUUAUUUUAAACCCAACAUUGCUUGCCCGGCAAACUGUGUUAAAUAUUUUAAUUUAUAUUUAUUGGUAUAUAGAAGUAAUCGAAGGUGGACUGUUAUAGGCAGUUAUGGACAGAUGCAUGGUAAUUAUUAUAAACUGUAGCUUUUAGUCUUGCUAACAUAAAAAUGAGAUACCAACCCUCAAUUGCUCCUUAAAAAAACAUACACCUCUGCCCAAACCAGCCUCAAUCCACAAUUGAACUGCCUAAUGUAUCUGAAUUUUUCUUACAGCCACUGAUGAAGAAUCUUUCCUUAUGCAGUGUGCUAGACUAUGUGGUUGAGCAUAAUACUUCAGAAAACAUUACUUGGUCUGACUAUGUAGAAAAUGAUACUGCCUACACAUUUUCAUGGACAGAGGAUGUACAUGCCAUUAAGGUUCUAGCUGUCAACUCAAUUGGAACUUCCUCAGUCAAUUUCAUUUUAACUCUAUCACAACAAAUCAGCACAGGUAAGAAAAACAUUUUUUUGAUAGCUUCAAGUAUUGUUAACUCAGUAAUCUAGUUUAUAAUAAACCAUUCUCAUAUUGUAAUGUGUUCAUGUUUAGAUAAGUAGUUAUUUGAGUGGUAAGGCCAUGUUAUUGCUCUUCUACCUAUUUAAUCAUAUGAGUUUCUGCUGCCAGCAGAAAAUUAGGAGGCAGGGAAAGCCAGGCCACAUGGUUCCUGCCAUCUGGGCAGGAAUUUGGGUUGGGGGUGGGGAAUGCAACUUUCAUCAUGUGCCUCCACAUGCCUAAAAAAGAAGGAUCUUCAUGGUGCUCCGGUUUCUUUUCUUGUGAGCUUUUCCAAAUUUUUAACCUGCAGGCUAAAAGCAGCAGUUGCAAUAUACUUCACUCUUCUCUGAUGAGUUCUCUCCUAAUUUGUAAGGGACAAUGUACCUGAUGACCAACAUGCUGUUUUCCUGUUUUGUCAGUAAACAUUGUGAAGUCUCUCAGUGCCUACCCAGUGAACAGCAGUUGUGUCAUUGUGUCCUGGACACUCUCGCCUGUGGCUUAUAUAAUUACAUCUUUUGUAAUUGAAUGGACAAACUUAAACGAAGAAGAGCAGAUUAAAUGGAUUAUGAUUCCCUCAAAUGUUAGGAAGUACCACAUUUUGGGUGAGUUUGUACUUAAAAAUCUAUUACAGCUUCUCUUGUGUUUCAAUAUCUUCCCACCAGUACUUGAUUAUAGAUAAAGAUUUACUGCAAAACUGUAGAGGCUAGCAACUAUUGUACAUUUAACAUAAAUUCCAAAAGGUCUCCACAAUAGCCUUUUAUUUAACAUUGGCGUACAGGUUUCCUUUCCUUUCCCUGUGAUAAAUGGUAUACUUGGUUUCUUAUAGUGCAAUUUGCUCUGUUAGAAAUGGUGUUUCCCAGCUCAUCUUUGAAAUUUAUUGUGGAUUAUCCUUCUUAAGACAAGACUGAUACAGUAACUGAAUGGUCUCUGUGUGAGAUGAACAGUUACAGAGGAUUGUUAUGUGUAGUGACUUCUUAUUCUUUCCUAAUUUCUAAAGGCUGUAAAGCAGGGAUGGAGAACCCAUGGCCCUGCAGAUGUUGUUGGGUAACUGCUCCCACUAUGCCUAAACAAUGGACUUGCUGGAUGGGAGGAACAUAUGAAGGAACACAUUAACCCUAAUGAUAGAAAUCAAGAGAGGUGCUCAUCUUUCAGCGUUGCAAGGCCCACACUGUUUUACGGAUUUUAUAGAUUAGGAAUUGUUAAGAAGUUUUAGUAUGCCCAAAUUAAAAAUGUGCUAUGUUGUCUUUGUUCCAGAUAAUUUCAUUCUUAUUGAGAAAUACAAAUUUAGUUUGUUCCCAAUAAUUCCUGAAGGAGUAACAAAGCCCACAGUGACAUAUGGAUUCUCCAAAGGUGAGCAACUGGCAUUUUUAGUAGACUUUUCCUUCAGACCAAGAUUUCUUGCUCUAACUUUUAAUGAGAAAAAAAAUCAGAUAAUACGUUGGGAAUGGCAUGGCACAUCUCGAGUCUUGAUUAUGCCAGGAAAAUUCAAUAAUUUUUAAAUGAAUAAUCUUAAUGAUCUGUAAGCAAUUCCAAUCUCUCUACUUAAAGCAUACAUGAGCAUUUCAUUAUUUUUACUUAAUUGCAUGGUUUCAAGAGAAGAGAAAGGGAAAGUCCCAUUGCAUGAGCAGAAUGCCACUCACACAACAUUGGAUACAACUUUAUAUAUCCAAGUCUCAUUUAACUUUAUGGAAUAACAAAUCAAGUUCAACUGUACGAGCUGAUGCAAACAACCAAGUCUGCAAUCUUAUGGUCACUUAAUUGGGAGUAAGGUUCAUUCUGUAGGAUUACAUUGUAAAUAUUCUCUGUACUGAUAGCUGUUUUAAACUGCUGGGUCUUAUUUUCAGCUGGAAGUGAAAAACAGAAUGAUGUGAACUUCUAUGUGAUUCUACCCCUAGUUAUUUCAUGCUCCGUUUUGCUGCUUGGAGGUCUUUUGAUCUUGCACCAAAGGUAAACCUUUCCUGUAUUGAAUCUGUUCGCAAGUUUAGAUUGAGAUGAAUAAUUUGAAAGGUGUUAUAGAUUAAUCCCUGGAAAGGCAAUUUCCAGUAGCAGACAGCAGGGGCGGGGGACGACGACAACAGUGGCACUUACUUGAGCUCCCGCAAGUGUGCCACUGCUGCUUACUGGGAAGGAGAGUGAAAGGAGCAAGGAAACAGGAACAUCUGUGUUUUGCAAGAACAUUGGCAGGUGUGCCGUAAUGGCUAUGCCAUUAGGUAAUUUUUGAAAUUAGGUAAUUUUUAAAUUCAGUUGACAUUUUUAAAGCAUCUGUAGGUGCUAUUGGUUUCAAGAUGGCUUCUAAAAAGAAUAAAUCUUUAUUUGUGAAAUACGUAUUCAGAGUGAAAAGUGAUUAUAUCCUUCACUGUGCCAAAUCAAUAUCUUAUCGGCAUAUUUCAGAAUGAAGAAAUUAUUCUGGGAUGAUGUUCCAAACCCCAAGAAUUGCUCUUGGGCACAGGGAGUUAACUUCCAAAAGGUAUGGAUUCCCACUUAAAUACAUUUCAGUGAUUUGUGAGCUUUAUUUGCUUUUAACUAAUUUAUUUACUCAUCAAGUUUUUUAACAACCCUGUAAAUAAUGGCCAUGAAUAAAGAAAUGAAACUUAAUCAUGUGCCUGCUACUCUCAUGCAAACUUAAAUACUAGAAUGAACGGGGCUUUCUGGAAAUGAAAGCCAAUGCCUACUAUUAAAUUGAUGAAAUUGGGUUCUACAUGGGUUCCACAGGUCCACAUCCAACAAAAAAAUGCCCUAAUCCAGGGAUCUUUUAUGUGAACUGGAGACUCUAGUGUAUGGAAAACUGUUCUCCUUCAAGGCUUUCACGUCAUCACAAGAAGCAACCUCUCAUGCUCACAGAAAUAUGUGCAUGGCUCUCCUCUCUCCUUUGAAUAUAAUAAGGUAGCCCAUGUGAAGAGAAUAUUCUGCAUGCAGUUGGUGCAUAGGAAGCUCUUAGAAUGAGUCAGACCAUUUCACUCAGUAUCUAACUUCCCCCAGCUUGGUUCCCUUUCAGAUGUUGUUCAACUCAAUAUCCCAUCAGCCCCAGCCAGCAUAGGCAAUGGUUGGGAAUGAUAGGAGUCCAACAACAUCUAGAGGGCACUAGGUUGGGGAAGGCUAGUUUAUACUAACUGGUAGGAGCUUUCCAGGGUUUUCACAGUAACCUUUCCAAAUCCUACUGGGAAAUGCCAAGAUUCAACCUAGGCCCUUCUGAAUGCAAAGCAGGUGCAUUCCCAUAGUGAAUGGGUACAUUUCUAUAGGAUUUUGGUGCAUUUAUUGGUAAACUGGACUCUGCUAGUGCAGCUGUUGUAGCUUAAAUGACAAUGUUUACCAUUAGAUAAUUUUACCUUGGAAUCACAAAUGUUAUAUUAAAAAUUGAGAUGGGCACAAGAAAUAUCCUAAUGAUCAAGGAGAAUGCUUGCUUAUUAGGUUUUUCCCCCAUUAUAAGUUAUUUCAGUUUUCAUUCCCAGUGAAAUAUUUAUUUUCUCAUCUUUAUUGUUAAUUUUAUUUCAUUUCAUUUAAACAGAGAAUGGACAUUCUUUGAAGUCUAAUCAUGAUCACUGCCCGCUGAACCAAUGUGACAGCUCCCAGACUUCCUAUACAGAGUUGUUAGAAGAAUUAUCUAUUUGAAUUCAGAAGACAGAAUUACUUACAUAUCAUUUCAUUAUUCUGCUGAUUUUGUUCAUACAUAAUAGUGCUGGAAAUGAUUUUGUUCAAAAUUUGCACUACUGGUAUACAAUUUUGAGAACACUUUCUAUAUUUCAGACCAGGUAAAGGGUUUGCUGGGUUUAAAGGGAGCAUACAUAUCAAGAUAGAAGUUAGGAGGACAUGCCACAUUAUGAUUUAAUAACAUGGGAACAAGCCUACACUUGAGAGCAACCCUCGUCCCUUUCUUUCUCUUGCUUGGCUGGGAGGAGGAGUUUGGACACCUUUAGCUCAGCUUUUUGUUUAUUGCAGUUUGUCAUGUCAUCCAGACCAGCAACUUUGGUUAACAUGGGCUAAGUUUAGUUACAAACAAACUUACUUCAAACUGCAGUUUCUGAAGCAGGCUUGUUUAAACUAACCAUAGUUGACGUUGAUGACAAGUCCAUAACUGAAUGAUAUGGCAAACUGUUGCUGUUUGCUGGCAUCCGUCUGGUGAAGCAAAAUGGAAACUUCUGCCACACAGGAGCAUAUGAGCUCAAGAAGAUGCUUGGCUUGUUCCUUAAUCAACUGUAAGUGAGCAUAAUGUGUGAAUGCAACCAAUGUGUGCCAUGCUAUUCUCACUUUACUCCCCAAGACUCCUGUUAACCAGCCUUAACUGACAUGAAUGCAUAGAGAGAACAUCAGUAGUAUAUGGCUGACUAAAUGAGGGGUGGCGUAAUGGGAAGGGAACCUGAUUUUGCAUUUAAGCCUGAUAUUUCCCAUCCUUGGUUUACAACAAUAGCAACAGGAGUCCAGAAUGCCAUGGCCUUAGAAAGAUCAAUCUUUCUGCCAUAUUUCCAUUUAUUUAUAAAAGGUCUUUUAAAAUGCUUUGCUAGUUGAACCGACACUUCCCAGUAUGUGCUGCUGCGUGUGUUGACCACCUAGAACGUGAUUAUUCUGUGGCGUCAAUAGAGCUCUAUGUAUGUACAGUGGUACCUCGAGUUACAAAUGCCUCAGGUUACAAAUGCUUAAGGUUACAAACUCUGCUAACCUGGAAGUUACUUCAAGUUGAGAACUUUGCCCCACGAUGAGAAUGGAAAUCAUGUGCCGGCGGCGAAGCAGCAGCAAGAGGCCCCAUUAGCGAAAGCACGCCUCUAGUUAAGAACAGUUUCAGGUUAAGAAUGAACCUCCGGAACGAAUUAAGUUUGUAACUAGAUGUACCACUGUAGCUGAGUAGCAUAGUCAGUAGAGGCACAGCCCUGAACUCCUCCCAGUUACUCUAAUAUUUCCUAUAAAUUGAACAGGAAGCAAGAAGAGACUGUCAUGAAUAAGUAACCACAUCUAAAACAGUUUUAUUCAGGAAGAAACCCUCUCUACUUAGUUUGAUUAGUAAGAAAAGUACCCAAUUACUCUGACAUUAUGGCUUUUAAACUUUCGACUGACUUUGAGGUUAUCAGUUGGAAUAUGAAAUAGGAACUUCCUUAGAAACUGAACUUCCAGUUCAAAGUCCUUCAAAAUAGGGCACUCUGUGUUAAUGAGAAGCUAUUAGAUUCUAUGGGUCUGUGAUCUUCUUUGUAUGAAGAGACUUUUCUUAAAGACAAGAGAUGCCUGACAACACUAUUACGGAAGUACAUGUGAUUUCUGUUCAUGUCCAUCAGAGUACUGAAUGUCACACAAGAUAUAUGGAAAAUCCCACUUGUUUGUUUAGCUAUGCACAUCUACUCCACUUUAAUUUCAUUUCAUAGAUGUAUACAUCUCCAAAUUGCCUUUGAAAUGAACAUAAUUCUUAAAACCUUCUUAAUUCCCUGACUGGGUCCUCUGUGAUUAUGCAUAUUACAGUUUCUAGAUAGUCUAUUAAACUCAUUUUUCUUUCUUUAUUGUAUUUACUUGACUAUAUCAAUAGUGUAUUAGCAUUUUAAAAAGCAAUGUCAAUAUAUGUAACAGAGGAUGAGUUCUGAAAGCAACAGGAUUUUCCAUGCCCUCCCUCCAAUUUCUGUUUACCUCAGUGCACUUGGUGUAGAAGUUCAGUUUUAGAAGAAGCUCCUAAAAAUAUUGAACAUGUUUGAACAAAAAGUUUAUUAUUGGAAACACUAAAGGGGCUAUACUUCCUAGUGUAAGUAUAGGACUUGUGUACAGGGCAUUGUACCUAUGGCUCAAUGGAGGCCUUUUUCUACUUUCCCCUCUUGAAAUGCCUGCAGAGGUGAGAACACAGGCAUCACACCAGGGUAUUGCAGGGGACAGGAGGUAUUUGAACACCUACCAGCCAGCCAUUCUUAAUUACUUAGGCAUGGGGAGCUGGGGAUAGGGAGCAGGACGAGAGGGAAGACAGAGAAAUAAGAUUCUGCCCACACCAGAAAGGAUGCCCUAAGGUAACAUAGAAAUACCAAAAUGUAAUUGAGAUUUUCUACAAAAGAAAAAUGCAACAUAAACAAAGGGCAUGCAGUAAAAAUUAAAUUAGUCAUCUUCAUUAACCUUAGUUGGUCUACUCUUGAGUAGGAGUAAUGUUUCAGACAACCUCAUGUCUACAGAAUAUUGAAAAACCAUUAUUUUUUGCAGCCACACUCCAAUCCUUCAAAACUACCAAGUUACAGUUUCCCCAGUGAAGUCAGUGGGAUCACUUUUUCAUAUCGUGAAUACAAAUAAAUUGCAUGUAGGACUUUAAGUGACUGUAUUUUGCACUCUCUCGUUAUCUUGCAGUUGAAUCCAAACUAAAUUUUAUAUGACAGCUACUGAAGUUAUGAAUGCUCCCUUUGUGUUACUAUUCACAGGCUUAAAUUGCUGUAAAAAUGUUUUCCUGGCACUCCCAUUUGAUGCAUAUAUUCAAGAGCAAAUAUUUAACAGCCAAAUGCUUAAGCAAUUUACUCUGCAUUUAACUAUUUUAUCAUUGUAGCAUUGUGGGGUGUUUUUUUCCAGGAAACAGUACCUACAACAUCUAACUCAUAUUAACUCAUAUUAAUUCAUAUUCUAAUUCAUAUUCAUUCAUGCUAACAUAUGGCUUAUUUGAUUUAUGCAAUCUGUGUCCUUGAUUUGACCCUGUAGGUCAAGUAUCAGAGAGCUGCAUUAGAAAGCUGUAGUGGUAAACUCAAGCCCUAUCACUGUGUGAUCUGUGGGAGCCUCAUACGUCUCUCUGUACAGAAAAUCUCUAUAGCACCCAAGGGACCCCUGUGUUAUAUAAGCAGUCUCUCUUCUCCUAUUUUAGCUACUGCAAUUUUUUGUAUUUUGAUAGUCAUAUAGAUUUAUAAGCCACUUUUCUUUAGUUUCUUCUCUGUUGGGCUUAUAAAAACUGCCUACCUGAGCAGGGUAAGAGGAGAAGCUAUGCACCUGGAAUGCAUAGCCUUAUCCCAUGACUCUAGAACUAGCCCUGGGUAGCUAGUAGGUAGGAAGGAAGCAAAAUGGCAUUACAUUUUAAUCAAUAUCUGAUCAGAGUAUGGGUUUAGUACCACUGGAUACAAAUUUGCAGGAAAUGGUUUUGAUUUUUCAAGAAGCCAGAAUAAUUCCCCAUGCAGACUUAACAGAUACCAGAAAACAUCUCGUCAGAGUAGGAAGCAACUUGACCAGAUAUCAGGAUACAGUAGCCUGUUAGGUAUGGCACUUGACUAAAUUCUUGAAGUUGAUAAGGACUGGCUGCUCUUGAUAAACACUUGUACCAAUGACACAUAUAUCCAUCAUUAUUUCUACCGGAUUGGAGAAGUAAGGGGUGCAGAUAGACCGCAUCAUUUCUUCCAUAUACUAUAGGCUAUAAAACUUGUGAACCUUAAUUACCCAGGCUGGAUGGCUUUGGGUGGACUUUAAUAAUUUGCAGAGACUGUAAUUGUUGACCACAGCCAAUUUUACUUGUCAACUUGUGGGUUUUAAGUGCUGCAAAACUUUGCCCUCCCCAUUAUUCUCAUAAUUCCUCCUAAAUGACAUGAAUGAAAAACUGGCUCAGAGCAAUUGCUUUAACAAAUUUUGAGGCCCUUUUCCCUGAAGUGGGUGGGUGCUCAUUGUGCUAGUUGUAUGAACCAGUUUGCUGCCAAAGUGCACUAUAGCCCAGUCCUUCGAAGUGGAAAUGGGUAGGAACUUUUUCCUACCAGUCUACUCCAAAGGCAUAAAUAGGGAGCAAGACUCAGGGCUUCAGCACUGCCAAUGUAAUGCAUGCAUACUUUCUCUUCAUUGACAAGAAUGAAAAUCUGGUUCAGAACAAUUAUGUUUCCCUUUGUUACAUAAGCUCAUCAGAGACUGACCUGAAAUGGAACCUUCAGUAUUAUUCAAACUCCAAUGGUAUCAUAAAUGUAAAUGUGUUACAAAUUUCUGGCACUAAUCUCUCUUUUGUUAUAAUGCUUAUGCACACUACUUAAAAUAAAGCAUACAACUUCAUGAAAUGUGAAUGCCAUUACAUUCAUCAGGCUUUUAAAGUUGUGCCAAAUUAAGAAUAAUAAAAUUGAAGUGUUUAAUGUAUUUCCUUUUCCCCACCUUUCUUUUCUGUUCAUUUCAAGUCAUUAAUUAAUAAAUGAGCAUUAAAAUGU
Podarcis lilfordi (Lilford's wall lizard) is the source of this 58395-nucleotide messenger RNA. The record is from the annotation of a GenBank genome assembly. NCBI's taxonomy places the organism in Eukaryota, Metazoa, Chordata, Lepidosauria, Squamata, Lacertidae.